Molecule: messenger RNA, 46377 nt
Organism: Podarcis lilfordi (Lilford's wall lizard)
Lineage: Eukaryota; Metazoa; Chordata; Lepidosauria; Squamata; Lacertidae
Source: the annotation of a GenBank genome assembly
AUGAAUCAGACAGGUUUUCUCCAGAGGACUGGCUCCUUUCUGACGCCUGCCAUGUUUCCUCCUUGCGUAAGUUCUUUCUAACAGUAGUGUGAUCCCAGCCCUAGAGGCUUGUCAUGAAUACAGAUUCUUCAGCCUCAGAGAGAAAGCAAAGGAAACAUUGUGAAAACUGAAGUUUGAGGACUGCAAAUCAUAACUGUGCUUCAUCCCCAAACUCUCAAGAAAUGUGGGUUAACGGCUCAAAGGUUGGCCCUAGGAAAAUCAGAAGAAGAUAGGCCCAUGGCUUCUUUCUCUGUCUCUCUCUUUUUUAAAAAAAAUAUGUAGUCCUACUGCAUUUAAGAAAUGAUGCAGCAAUUUCCCACUACCUGUACCAAUUGGUAAUUUGAUUUACAUUGUCUGAUGCUAUUAUAUGCUUACAGCACAAUUCUACACGUGUCUGCUCAGAGGUCAAUCCCAUUGUGUUCAAUGGAGAUUACUCACAUAGAAUCACAGCCCCUGUACAUUUUAUAUUGUCUAUGAGUUUGGAUGCUUUUGAAGUCAUAAGCCUGUCUCUCCCGUCCAUUCCCAGAUUCUGCUUCUCUCACUGAUGCAGCAGAAUGAACAAAAUUUGAAAGCAAGCUUCAAUUAGGCAAAAACAGGAUGUUUGUUGCUUUUAUUUCUUCCCCAUAGUAGAACCACACGGACUCCCUGAUGACAUUUAUCUCCAAUUUUCCACCAUUGUCCUGUUACUAAUCUUCAUACAUUUUCUGUGCUAAGAGCCACUGAUGACAACAGCAAGUGAAAUGCUAUCAAGAAACUGAACAAGGCUAUACCGCCUCCUUGUCUAUUUUCAGAUUGCACCUUCAGGCAUAACCUUGAAUACUUGGCUUGGGACUGUGUAGCUGUCAUCUAGUCGUCAUCUUCACAUAGGAGUGUAUUGUGAAUUUGCAGGUGAGGUUCUGAGCCCCCCUCACCCUGGAGCAUGCACAGACCAUCAUCAGCCUGACGACAGACUAGUACAAAUAUAGAAUAGAGAGAAAGGAACUGCUCGGGCAGAGAGAGAAAAGCCUUGGUUCAACUGCUUCUAACGCCAAAAUCCAUUUCCAGAGAUAAAGUGAGUGGGUUUUCAGAACAGGAGGUGGGAAAUUUAAGAAACAUGCAUGAACAUCGUUCCUAAAGCUUUCCUAGCUCCAAGAAAGAAAGCAGUGCAGAUGAGAAACGGUCAGGAUUUGGUGCCUCAAGAACAUGGAAAAAUUCUCUUGUCUUUCUCAUUCCUGUGUAAAACAGGAAUAGAGAAUUUGUGGUCCUUCUGAGGCCGUUGGACUCAAAUUCCAGUCAGCCCCAGUCAGCAUGCUCAAUAGUCCGGGAUGAUGGGAGAUGUACUCUAGCAAUAUCCACCCAGAGUGGUCACAGGUUCUCCUGCUGUAUAGGGAAUCUAUUUACAGCUACUUCCAGAGGAUUUUAUUGGGUGCCAGCCAGGGGUACUUAUUCAGCGCAUCUGAUGCCAUUAUAUAUACCUGCAAGCUAUAUUUGGAUAAGAGGAACCUUGCUAUAAUACAAGGAAAUAAACUAGAGGACCAUCAUGUCACCUUCAGCUGUACAUUUUUAUGAUCAAGCGCUAGGGAGGUGAGAGAGACAACUGGAAUAAUCAGAUCUAGCCAUUAAACUUCAGUCAUAGGGUGAGUCAAAGUCUGGGAACAGAGAGUGACAAAGGAAGCUCUAUUUUUGGCAUCGGAACCUCUGGGAAGGGAUUAAUAUCCACCUGUGAGCUUUUUUCGUAGAAAAACUGCUGGACAUUGCUUGUGAAACUGGCACGCAUGUGUCACACCCCCUCCCCUCCAUGUCUCCGUCUCAGCUGGUGUGUCAAUGGUACAACAUGCCCCAUGCCAAUCUUUACAUAGAUUAGUGGCAAAAUAAAAACAUAAUCCUCCCUCAUAAUGCAAGGAGGGAUUUAGGGGGAGGUGGGCGAGCUUUGCACACCUUCGGAUAUGCAAAGGGAACCUCUUGUAGCAAAACUCUGUUCCCUGAAGUAAUCGGCUCCUUCUACCCAUGUUUUAAAUGCAAGUUGGAUAUUGUGCCCCUGCCAGUGGAUUCCCGUUACUGCUACAUUACCACUAAAGUGUAUAUUUUGCAUUUCCCACCCCUGUGCCUGGGGGAAAGGCCCUCAGAUUUGAUACUCAUUUUACUAGCCCCACUCCUGUAACGAAGUGCCAAGCUCUUCCUGAGUUCUUAAAAUCUGAGAUCCCACAGCAAAUUGCACAACCUGAUUCGAAUUCGUCAUCUUUGGGAGGUAAAUAUUGUUUCUCCUCAUAUUCACGAGACAGUAGCACAAAGCUCAAAAACAUGUACUACAUCUCAGCUUCUUUAUUAACUAGAUGUACCAUCCCUAGGAAGUAGCUUUUAUAUUUGUAUGACUGAAAGUGCACUUGGCAGAAAAUCGCUAUUGAAAACCAAGGUGAAGGGCCAUCCAUAGAAUUAGUCUGAACCAAUGUACAGCUGAGGCCAGUUCUUCCGUUUUCAAGGUUUAUUAUGCCAACAUGUCCUUUGGCUGAACUCAACCCCCUGUUACAUAUGAAAUAAUAAGGGUUCUGCGAAGGUGAGUAAUUGCAGCACAAAAUGGAGGAGGCCGAGAUGCACUUCUGGGGGGCACCAAAUCCCGAGGGAGAGUGACUCACGCUCAAAACUGAUUUUAGGCUCUGUCUCCCUCAUGGGCAAACAAGAGAAGAUUAGAGGGGGGCCAGGCAGAAUCCUGUAGCAGCCUAAAGGUUCUGCAGCGGCUCAAGAAGAGAUAUAAUUAAAGACACGUUUGAUCUAUUCAUUUACUUACUUAGGGCUAGUUUACAUGUUAUCAUAGCCAUGUGGUGGUGGCCGCUUGAAGCAGCGUGUGAUUAUUGCUCCGAGCGAUUGCUGUAAUGUGCAGCCUGCUGUGUGGAGACUCUCACGGCUGGCAGUGCCAUGGAAACCCUCCGCGCAAUCAGGCAGGCCACUUUGCACGUCACAGCAGCCUUGCAGAACACCUGCAGCCGCUCCUCAGAGGGCAAGAGAUACAGGCUGGAGUUUGUUAAGUUGUGGGUGAACAUAUCAGACAACACAGUGAUUCUUCAAACAGCUCUUGUUUAUUCACAGGCCAGAACAGAACUGAACUGAAGGGUUCAGCCAGCCUGCUUAUAUAGAGCUCCACUACAACACAACUGUAACCAUUUCCUGUAACUAUCCAAUCACUGAAUGUCACUUUCAAUCCCCUAUUUGCAUAUGUGGACCUGAGUGAAAACUAUCUACAGUAUCCCCCUGCUGGCCCAGGGUGAGAACUUCAGUACAUAACAGAGUUCAUGAAAAUGUGCAUUAUCAUGAAUCUGACACAGAGCUGCCACUGAGUCUUGCAUUUCGUAGCUAUUUGGCGCCAAUGUUUAUUCUGCCACCUACACACAUACCCAUGCACCCCCUUUCUAUACUGUACACAGUUUUGGAUUGCCUGGAGGCACCACCUUGCAAAAGAGUUUCAGCAGCCUGCCAAUGUGUUUCCCUUGGAACUAAUUUUUAGAUGAAACUGGUGGCCUGUGGCUAUAUCUCAUGCAGUCCACAGAAUCCCUGGUGGUCCUGUCCCUUCCGUCCCAAGAGAUUCCAGAUAGAGGUGAGCCCUGAAGAACUUGGAAAGGUAUCCUAGGUAGAUCUGAGCUCUCUGAAUGUACGCAUCCGGCAUUACGUAAGAGGAUGGUCUAACAUCCACUUCAUUUUGUUCCCCUAUCGCAGAGAAGGUUAAGUGAUUUAGAACUGCCUGCAUUAAAGCACCAUGUCUGUUUUAACACAGCAAACCAUGAGAAACAUUUCACGGGCUUCCUGCAAGAGGUAUUUGGCUGCCUUAGAAGGGGAGGGAAAAGCCUGUCACUCAUCAGUGGCACAGACACUGUCUAACAGGUCAUGACACACAGCAACCGAGUUACCAGUGUGAAAGCUAUCUGGAAGGGAGAAUCACAUACAAUUUAGGCACUGAGAAACUCUGAACAGCCCAGCAGCAGAACUGUUACUUGGAGUGGAGAGUAUCUCUGGCCACUGUGUUUCUGCUGGCCUCCAAAAGCCCAAAGCAAUUGGUAAAAGAGUUUGCAAUCUUUUAAGCUAAACAGAACAUUCCGUUGUAGGCUGCAUACGGAAAUUCAACUCCCUGCCUGGAGGGCUGCCUGGGGCACUAGUGGUCACUAGCAGUAGUUUCUGGCUAUGGAGGAGUUGUGUUGCUUUUUGUGUGUGGUAAUGCAGGGGUGAUAUGGUGGGGCUGUAUCCCUUUCAUGGUUAUGUGACAUUAACAUAUGAGAGUGCUGGAGGUGAAAUAGUUAAACAGGUUACCCAAUCAGAACCCAGGGGGUGGAGUCAGAGGGACUAUAAAACCAGCUCUGAGGGAGUUCGUUGGGAGUUGGGUGGUUGGUUGGAGUGGGAGUGAAUUGGAAUAGAGUCUGUGGGUAGGUUGAGUUAGUGUAGUGAAAUAAGCUUAGUCAGAAACCGUUAGGGGCUAGGAAGACAAGUAAAUAUCUGAGAGGUGGUUUAGUAAGUGAGAGCAGGUAGCGGAAGUUAUAAGUCUGGAUAGGCACCCCAUGAUUGUAAUUGACCGAUACCAUUUAUGAAACCACACGCUUGUUAAACUGCAAUAAAUAAACAGAAGUUUAUGUUCCAAUUUAACCCUGACUGGACUCAGUAUUGUACCAGGUAAGGGCCUGGGUGGUGGCAGCGAGAAAUAGUGGUGGCACAGGGAUCAAUAGACAGUGAAACGUCCGGGGACCCUGUGUGAUCGCCACAGGUAAAUUCAUUGGCUCCAUGUGUAAGAAUGACCUGGGUGUGGUCACAAGCGGUCCCUGAUUGGUUGUCACUGAUGGUGUUUCAAGGUCACUGUGGGGGAUGUGUGUCUGUGAUCAUUGCACGUUUUUGUACUUUCCGGCUGUUUCCCCUCUCCUUUCCUGGGCUGAACAUGACAUGGCAGUCUUUCUACCGGCAGAAAUCUGGUCUAACGCGAAUAUACCGUAGGAUUGCUCUUCCCAAGGAAGGCAUCUUCUGAGAGGGAACUCUAGACUUGGAUUGACUUGUUGAUACAAUAAUGCCAAUAAUCUAUGUGAUAUUUCCCUUAGUCUCCAUUAUCUGAAGAUAGACUACCCGAUCUAUUCAGAGGUUAUCUUUUUGCCUCAGUAGAUUAGCCAUCAGUAACACCAAAUAUAUCUGCCUUUUUCAUUGUUGGAUCUAAGAGGUCUGCAAGCACGAAACUGUAAAAAAUAUUUUUAUAAAAAUACAUUUUAAAAAUUCCAUUCAACUUUUCAAAUGUUUUUCACGUUUAUUUAUUUGAAAGCUAAUAGAAGUCAAAAGGAAAGGGGAAAAGAACAUAAUAUAAACAGGAGAUCACAAUCUAUCCUGCCGGUGAAGUAAGACUACAAAAAAUAGUUCCAGGAUUUCAUGCAGCCUUUGCAUGAGAUGUUUAAUUGCACAUGCACAUGUACAAAAAUAUCCAAUCAAUUUAUUUAUUUUAAUGUCACAGUUAAGCUUAUUUGUAUUCAAUACAUGUACAGUGUUUAGAUCCCAUUGCAUCGAGCAGGAUUUCGUUGUCUAGGCUUGUGGGUUCGGGCUGACAUCCAAGUGCUGCAUGUGAUUCUGUGUGUGCACACAGAGGCUUUUCAAGUCUCUUCCUUUAAGCAACGGUUUCUAUUUCCCAAAUGCCACACCCAAGGUAGCAGAUUCUCUAGGGAAGUAUUCUAUGGGGCACUGAGGGGCUGCCACUGUAAGGAGGAAAAAUGGCACUCCCAAACCCACCAAUGGGAACUGUCUGGAUCCUAUGUAUAGUCAUGGUGUUGGGAAAAUAACCAGUGGCUAUCUGUAAGAGUGGAUAUCCAUUUAAAGAGUUUAGGGAAAGUAUUUUAUCUCUAAAACAAAUAAUCCACACUAAUGUUUAAGAAGAACAUGCAUUCCACUUCCAUUUCACAGUCAGUAUCCAAUUACUGUAUCUUUGUAAAAAAAAAACUGCCAUGAAACUUUAUUGGGGAUGACAAAAGUGAAAUGCAGAAUCUGUAGUGCUUUCAUCUUUGCUAUAAGAAUAAAAACAACUGUUUAUGUACUUUUGCUGAAGAACGUUUUCUAGAUUACCAUUCUGUUUGAGUGACAUCUAGCAAAUGUUUCAAAAGUAUUUCUGGAGUUCUGAUAAUCUUCUACUACUUCUAUUAUUACUAAACAUGUAAAACAGAAUUCUAAGUCUUACAGCAUAGCCAGUUGUGAAUUCCAGUCCCCCCCCCCCCGUUUUUUCUUUAAAGUGUCUAGUCAUCAUGAUUGCUGAGAACAGAUGGAAUAUAUGAAGGCAAUGCUUGGCUAAAAACUCACUAACUUAAAGAAGCAUUUGGAAUGGACAGUGGUAAGGAAAUGGGAGACCAUGUUCCCCCCACAUUUCUCAUUCCUUCAGGCUGCAAUCCUGUAUCCACUUACCUGGAAGCAAGACCUAUGGUACAAAAUGGGAAUUACUUCUGACACAUAUAGGCAACCCUAUCCUUGUAGAGCAUUGCACCUUUAGCUCCUAAAUCUUGUCCCUGAUAUUUGCUGUCCUUGCACAUGCAUUUAUUGCCUUCUAUGACUCAUACUUUUAAAAAAAUCCAUUCUGCGAAAACAUUUCCCCCGUUAGAAUAAUUUAUGCAAAGAAUAUACUUAUCUGCAAUCUUCGUAAUUUUGGGUAGUCUAUUUUGAGUGCAACAUUUGGAUUCACUUGCAGGGUGGCACAGGAGUUGUUGACUUGUUAUAUAUGGCAUGCGUAGUUCAGGAUCAUUUUAUAUCGGUGGUACCCAGGGCUAGCCUGAGAUAACCACAAAAUUGUGCCCCACCACCACCCACCAUGGAGGAAAGGGUGAACAAGGAUCUACAUCAGAAACCAGGAGGAAGCGAGGAGCUACACUGGGAAUAAGGGGGGGGGGAAUAAAGAUUGAGGUCUGCUACCCCUGUGGAUCCUGCGGCCAGAUGUGUUCACCGCACCAGGCCUCAUGUGUGGGCUGACCUUGAUGCCACCCAACUCCCAACUCUGGAUGACCUUUUCCAGCUGUUUCCUGUAGAUGCUAAAUAGCAUGGGAGAAGCAUGAAACCGUGAGAGACCCUGAAGGUCAAUGGACCAAACCACAGAGUCCAGCACCACCUUCCAAGAAAGUCCUACAUGGUUAGGGCUCAUCUGCCCACACAUUAAUAAAAAGGUAGUGCCUACAUUCUUGCCUUUUCAGGAUAGUCCACUAGUGGGCCUAAUGGUAACUUUUCGAACAAGAUAGUGCCAUCUCCUGGCCAAAUGUGAUUAUUUGCACAAAGUACCACCUAGGAAUAAAUGUAAGAGCGAGCCUUUGGGUUGCAUUCAACUUGCACUCACGGUACACCUAUUGAAAUUAACGACCGCGACUAACUUAGGUCCAUUCAUUUCAGUGGGACUACUCUGAGUAAUAGUUGACUGCAACCCUUUGAGAAUGUUUAAAUUAUAGCAGUUUAAACACAUCAAAAACGUUUAUUUUAUUUUUUUAAAUAUAAAAUUAUUAAAGAUUUUAUUGGUUUACAAAAGUAUGUGCAUUGUCUGAGGGAUCUAAAAUUUAAUGCUCUGAUUUAAAUGCCUUUAUGUGUAGAUUAACCACUUAAAGCAACACAUGGCAAAUAGAUAUCAUGGAUGCAACAGAACAAUGGGAGAAUUUUGGGUUGAGAUGGAUCUCCAGUAGUACCAUCUGUAAUCAACUGAGAGAAUAUUUGCACCAUUUGAACAAUCCCUUCCAGAAGUUUAAAUUAAGCACUUAAAAAAAAAACAACCCACACUAACAAGGCUACCCUUAAAUAUACAUACAUAUAUAUAUAUAUAUAUAUAUAUAUAUAUAUAUGACUUCCGGGGUGGUGCCAUCAGCAAUGGCGGACUCCCUCUGAUCUGGAGGGACUAGCUCCACGCGAAACGGGUCUUUUCCGCUACGGCGAAGCGGGGACCCUUUCAAAAAUCACAGGCGGAUGAAGCCUGUGACCAUGGGACUCGGCAGGCACCUUUAGCGCCCCCCCAACCCGCAAAAGAACCCACUAACGGGCUCCGGAGCAGAGAGGGGGAAGUGGUGUGGUGCUGAGAGUCAACUGCUUCUUCCGUGGAGCGAAGCCGCACAGCUGUUGCCGGAGAGUGCUGCCUUUUUCCUGGGACAAUUUGGCUUCUAAAAUAAUCACCCGUGAGUACUUAAAUUUCGGACAAUUGGACUUUAAAUAAGGACUUGCGAGCAGAAAGGAAAAUUGGACUUAAAAGUUUACCUCAAUUUGGCACUGAAACGGGAAGGUCUAAACAGGAAGUCAGCCUUCCGUUUCUUUGUUGAUAGAUUAAAGCAAAGACAUGGCAAACUAGAGCUCAGAAAAUCGCUUGUAAAAGAUUAACUUUCAUCAUUUAAAAUUGUUGAACCCCCCUUCGGAAGCAGGAGAAGAGGGGGGAUUUUUUUGGACUGUUUAAACCUGCAGAAGUGAGUGUAAAGUAAAGUAACUUUCCACCGUCCUGAUCCUGGAGCGGGGUGUCAGGACUGACGUUUUUUUGAAGCUCAUUGACCAGAGACAAACGUUUUUGACAGAUAGCUAUAAGAAGAGAAACAUUGGUUCCAUUGUUCCCCUUCGCAUUUUAAAGGAACAAAUAUUGACAAAAUAUCUGAAAAAGGAAACUUUGUUGUUAGACUUGUCUUUAAAAGAAAGAACAAAUAGAAGUUUCCCCCCUAGAGAGAGACUGUGAAACUGUAACCAACUCCGGGGAGCUUGCAGCUGUUACAGAUUACAAUCGUGGGAAUAGACUUCUGACCUUGCAGGACAAUGUAUUCAGAAGCUCUGUUGCGUGCUUUCUGUAAAACAAAUGCCCUACUGGAACAGCUACAUGAGAAGACGGACUUGAUGGCUGAUGCGAUCAGAAAUUUUGAACAGGCAGUGGGAAAUUAUACGGAGCCCACCCAGGAAUUAAAUCAGGAGUGUGCCCUGACAGAACAGAGGAGGGAAGAGGAUGUUGCUGAAUCUUGGGCGCCAGAGAUGAAGGGAGCUGUGGCCCAUCAGGAACAUGAGCUUUUGGACUUGACAAAUGAACUUGGAAAAGCCAGAUUUGGAAAGAUAAAGUUUGGUUUGGUUUGGAAAUGGGGGUUGGAUAGACCCCUAUGCAGGGAUGUUUGGACCUUUCAAGUCUGGCAAUGGGCCGUGAGAUGUUUGGGGUUGUGGGGGCUCUUAAUUUUGGAGGGAUUUUGAAACAUGUUCUUAAAUACCACAUGGAGUUUAGUGUGGUCUAUGGAAAAGGGGAUGAUUUGUCGAGAAGGGUCAAAAACAUUGUUAAGCUGGAGUUCCCACGAGUGAAAGGAGCAGGAGACAAAGGAAAAUACAGUUAUAAAUAUGAAGAAGAGCUGCGGAAGGGACAUGGAAGAGACUUAAGGGCCUCGGAUACAAGGUUACCAGGUUAAUGCGCUAGAUCGAUGGGAUAAUAAGGACUGACAAAACCCGGGACCAGGAGGAAGGGACGCUGGAUGAAGACUGGAUUGAUUUUAUUUCUUUUUUUUACUACUAGGAUUGUUUUAUAAAAUUGAUGAAUGUUAGAAAAAUGUUGGAAUGAAAUUACUUCGCUUUAGCAAAAAUGUUUAAAUGGCAAAAAUAAGAUUUAAGUUUUAAGCUUUAAGAUUCUUUAUAGUAAGAUAAGAUUAAAAUAGAUUAAGGUAAUGUAAUGACAGAAUAUUAUGAAAUAUGGAAAGGAUUUGCUGUGACAAUUAACAACUAGGAUACAAAAAAAGGGAGGAGGAGGAGGUCAAAGAAAGAAGGUAAUGACAGUUGAGGAUAUAAGAAUGAUGGAUUUGUUUUUGAGUGUUUGUGGUGUAUUUUUGUUUUUUGAAUUUGUAUUGUUUGAUGUGGAAUGUUUUUUCUUUGUUUUUUCUUUCUUUUUUCUGUUUUGUUCUUUUUUGUAAUUCUAAAAAUUUUCAAUAAAUAUCAUUUAAAAAAUAAAUAAAUAUAUAUAUAUAUUAUGGUGAACAUUGACAUUAUUUCUCAGUUAGAUUAGAUUAGAUGUGCCUUCCACUAGCAAAGUUGUUCUGUACAAAUGUUACCAUCUUAGGAUUCAUCAUAUACUCUUUUGUCUUUGCUGGCCUGUUGCUUGAAAUGUCAGAUUUGGCCAUGGUGGCACAUGCCUGAGUGACAUCCCAGUGGGACUAACAUAAUGCACUUUUCUUGGCUGCCUUUGAAAAGUCUUCAGAAGCUUCAGCUGGUCUGGACGGCUGACCGGGGCAGGUUACAGGGAGCACGUUCCUUCAGUUAAAACUACACUGCCUACAGCUGGUCUAUUUCCUGACACAAUUCAAAGCACUGGUUAUGACAUAUAAAGCCCUAUGUGGCUUGGGGCCAGGUAACCCGAGCAAUUUAUCUCCCUUUACGAACCUUGCCCAGGUGCUAAAGAUCCUUGGGUGAACACCUUUCUUCCAUCCCAUCACCGCCAGAGGCCCAGUUGGUGAUGUAACGAGAGGGCUUUUUCUGUGGCUGCUCCCACAUGGUGGAACUGCCUCCAAGAGAGGUUAGAUUGGCUCCCUUUUUGUCCUCUUUCCACAGCUUCCUAUAUUGCAAUAGAUGCAGACAAUCUUUAUUGAGCAAUCAGUAUUUUAAUGCUGCUUCAAAAUGUAUUCUCUUGUAUUUCAACUAUUGUUUUGAACUAGCUUGUUUUUAUUACUCUGCAUUUUAUACCAAUGCUUUUAAAACGUUGUAAGUCACCUUGAAUUCCAACCUGGGAGAAAGGUGGGAUAUAAAUAGAUUAAAUAAAUAAUAUCAAUUGAGAAAAGCAUUUCACCUUUCCUCUUUAGUAUGUCAACAUGACUGGAUGGAAAUAAAUGGAGACAAACAUGAGACAUGUUCUGAGGAACUGUUCCAUUAUCUUCAACCAUUUUGACUCACAUUUAAGAGAGAGGUUUUACAGUAUUUUGAAUCUACACGACCCUGAACUCUUAAUAUACUACUCAGCUAUAGUUCACAACUAGUAAGUGUUCUGAGAAGAACAUAGGCUAUAAAUACCUGUUUGUUUGUUUUUAAAGCAAAAUCAUUGCAAAUUAUUUUCAAUAAUAUAAUAUAUUCAGCAGCGGAUUAUGUUUUCUGCUUUGUUCUUGAAGACGUUCAAAUACAUAAUUAAGACUUCAACAUGAUCUAGCCUAAUGAAUAUGUCUCGGUUCAGUUAUGUUAAGAUUUUGAAGCUUCAUGUCAGCUCCUUUCCUCUGUGUUGAUUAUAAUUUUCGACUCUUCACUGUGUUUAGUUCAUACUUCCACAUGAGGUCAUUUUUAUUUAUUAUAUACAGUUGUGGAAUUGGGCUGACAGGGAAAUGGGGGAGACUCUUUUUGGACUAAAUGAGACAGUAUAAAUUUAACAAGUACAUGUAAUAAAAAUAAAUACAGCAGUUUGUUCAAGGUCAUUGAGUUAUGGCCGGGCAUGGAUUUUAACAUAUGUCAAUAGCCAGAACUACAGAACCAUGUUAAGCCAGUUGGGCUUUUUUCAAGCAAAUCACAACAAUAUUAAAAGAAGCCCAAUUUCCUGGUAAGUCUUCCUUCCAACUAUUAGCUAUGAUGGGUAAAUGGAACAAUCAAAUGCAGUGGGGUAUUUGGUGGAAUGAAUAGAUAGGGAAGGUUGUUGCCCUCAUGCUUUGCAUGUGGGGUUCCUGGGGGCAUCUGGUUAGAGAGCCUAAAGAGAUCUUUGGUCCGAUCUAUUAGGACUUUUCUGGUGUAUGUCUAAGAACCGGAUACAGUCAACAUGCAGGCCUACCAGGAGUGGGCAGACUUCAGGCUGGUGGGAUCUACUGUGUGUGUCUGUGUUUAUAGAACCCUGAAGUCCACCAACAGGUGCAAAACGUUAUUAUUUUAUUUUUAUAAUUGUUAAUUUAUUAAUUGCCUUAUACACAAUUGUCUCAAGGCAAUUUUACACAUCUGAAAUCCAGCACAUGCUCAGCCCAAUAAUUUCUUUUCAAUACCAGAAUGGAGCUCACACAGCUUCUUACACAAACAUCGCCUCCUAGUUUUACCCCAAAUUUGAGAAUGAACGCAGGAGAGGCCUGCCUUUCGCCUUGAAAGGAGAAGCCUGCUUGAGAGAAGGUAUCAUAUCACAUCUUCAAAUAUCUCUCACAUGGAAGAUGGAAGCAUGCUUGGUUUCUUCUGCUCCUGAGUGUAGGACCCAAACCAACUGGCUUCAAGUUACAAGAAAGGAGAUUCCAACUAACUUUUUGACAGUGGGAUGGGCUCCCUCAGACUCGAAGGGUUUUAAAGCAGAGGUUGGAUGGCAGCCCCAGUUUAGGGGAGUAUUUAAUGAUGUUUUAUUGUGUUUUCAACAUUUUGUUGGGAGCCGGCCUGAGAGGCUUUGGCAACCCAGUCUGAGGGGCAGCAUACAAAUGAUAAAAGUGUUGUUGUUGUCAUCUGCCAUGGAUGCUUUAGUUGCGAUUCCCGUGCUGCAGAGGGUUGGACUACUAGAUGACCCUUCCAAGUCUACAAUUCUUAGGGAGGGAAAACGACGAGCAGCCACUUCCCGCCCGCCCUUGGCGGUGGCCACGGGCUCAAUCCUGUUCCUGCCUUAAAACGAAACUCUGCAGAGGUGCUUUAGGGCCGCGGGGUAACUCGGGGCUCCCGCCGCUCCCCAACCCCGCCUGGGACGGAGGCGCCGCGGACCCUGCCCGGGAGAGAGGCUUCCUGCUGCCUCCGAGGAGCCGAGCAAGGGAGGAAGGAAGGAGAGGGCGCUUCUUCCCGCCCCCGGAUCCGCUCCCCGCUGGCAGAGGCGCUGCUGGGCGGACGAGAGCAGCGCGCAGUCCUGGCCCAGGAAGGAGCCUCGUCCCUUCCCCGCCCGGGGCCAGGCGGAGCCAGCAGCGGGAGGAGGAGGAGCAGCGGGUGAGAGGUCGGCUAGCUCCGGUCGCCCAUAGAGACGGCGGAGUCCCGAGUUGCGAGGGCGGCGGCGGCGGCCGGAGAAGGGGCUGAGGCGGCGAGGCGCACGGUAAGGAGGGCGGGCGCGGCGCGGAGUCGCCGCCGCCGCCGCCGGAGGGAGCGGGAGCGAGGGAGGAGGGCCUCCCCGGGCCACAGGCAGCGCUGCUCUUUCCUGCUUCUUUCUCCGCCCGGGCGCUGUCCCCGCCUCCCGCCAUUGCAGCCGCCGGGCCGAGGACUGCCCCCUCCGCGGCCGCCCGCUGCCUUUCCUCGGCCGCUCGAGGCGCGCAGAGCCGUCGUCGCGGGGAGCGGGAGAGCCUUCGGCUUGCUGCCCCCGCCGCCUCUUCCUGGCCGCGGUGCGGGGCGCUGAGCGAGGCGUGGCUGCCGCGCGCGGGCGGGCGCCUCCCGGGCUCGCUAGGCCACUGUUUCCACGCCACCAGCGCCGGGUCGUGGGGAGAGGGUGGGUUGGCUCCUUUUUCUCGAAACGAGGUGUGCUAGGGAGUCCGCACCCGGAGGGUGGCUCUUGUCCCGUGUUAGAGAACAUGGAGGGUGAUUCUGGGUAUGUGUGAACGUCGGAAGAGUUUUCGGGCUGAAGGUCCGUCUUGUUUCCAAAGUGGCUUGUUUCCAAAAUGGCUAGCCAGAUGUUUCUGGGAAGCCCCCAAGCAAGGACCAGAGUGCUAAUCUAGUAACUUGCCUAUAGAUUCUGGUUGAUUCUAGGGUGGUGCACAACAACACCACCACCACCACAAUAUUGAUAAAGAAUUGCAUCAACAUACCUAUCAUAACAGUAAAACUUGUUUCAGGACCUAAACCUGGAGCUUCCAUUUAGCUAUUAUGACUGUUACGGUAGUGUUGAACUGCCAAUGGUGCAUUUCUAGAAUCCCCAUUUAAAACCAUCUUGAGUUUUCUGCUGUUGCCACAUCUUGUUGGCUCUGAUGGGAAGAAGCAGGGCAAUGUGAGGUUGCUACCUGAGGUGCCUUGGGUUGCUGGAUGGGUCUGUCUUCCAUAAUUGCACAGAGGCCAAAGUAGAUACAAUGGACAGAUAUAGACUAGUCCAGCCUUCUCCAACCUGGUGCCUUCCAGAUGUUUUGGACUACAACUCCCAUCAGCUGGAAUAGAGUACCAGCAAAGCAUUGUUGAGUUCUCGCACCGUGUGCAUUAUCUGCUUUCAUUUCUGAGUUUCAGUUACCAAUGAGACCUCACAGUAGGGUCAGAAACAGUAUCAGUGCCUCAGACAGCAGGCAAGCACUGCAUACAAGGCUGCUAUCCUAUUAUGCUGCAGAUCGGCUUUUGCUUGAUGAUGGAUAUUCGGCACUGAUAUAUAUUUAUUGGCUAGAAGAUAAUGUGGCUGGCUGUAAUGUUUAAUAAAAUGGUGGUUACCUACAUAACCAUACUGCAUCGCUGGUGUCCUUGCCAACCAUUAUGGCUUAAUGAUGCUAAUUAUUCCCUUUUAGUUCUGUGGCUUCUUUAGUACAGUGUGGCUGCUCCUGGUUUCCAGUGUGUCCAAAAGACGAUGAAUGGUGCUGGCCUGCAACACUCCCAGCUCAUUUUUGCUGAUGGUUGGUGCUGAGCUACAUUGUGGUGACUGCCGUGGAGAAAGGGUCACUAAAGCAGAGGGCCCUCCAAGAUGUUGGUCUCCAGUUCCCAUCAGCCCCAGCCGGCGUGGGCAGUGGUCAAAGAUGAUGGUAGCUGUCACCCAAUAACAUCUGGAAGGCCAGCGGAUCCCCACCGCUGCACCAAAGACACGUAGUCAGCAUUUACCUAGUGGUGUUUGAACUCUGCAUUUCCGUAAGAAACACGCCAUUCUUCUGUUGGGAGUUUCAGAAGGGUAGAAUUUGUAAACGAAAGCAAGAAAUUAAUGUACAGUUGUGCAGAAGUGGCUCACCAUGUGGGGCAGAGCUGCUGGGCUUUCCAGCAUGUGGGUCGCUGUUGCUUACCAAGAGGGGCGGGGGGAGGACAAGGUGGCAAAGAGUUUGGUGUGCCAUGCCUGCCUCCCUCCCAGUAAGCAACAGCAUCCAGCCUACAGGGAAGCUAGUGCAGCAACUCUGCCCCACCCAGUGAGCCACCUCUGCUUCCGUGGAAAUAAAAUACAAGGAAAACAAAGCAAGCUAUGGGGUCUGUGGUGAGGUUUUCCGUAUUCUCCUGCUCCUUGAAGCUGCUUGUGUUUAGUUUCUACCAAACUCCCAUGCUUUUAUGAAGGAGAACCUGAUAAAACUGCUCCCGUAAGUCAUCUUGAUGCUGUUGCAAGCAAAAGGAAAAGAAUGGUAGUUGUUCUAGCCUGAACUUAGUGUAACUCUUGACUGUGAGCUGCUAGAACAAUAAUAAGCAUCAUAUAGCUGGUGUCUGCUGGAUAUUAAGUGCACUUUUCUCCCGAAGGAAACAGCAUGAAAGGGAAGAGUCCACAAAAUGUUGGCUUGACUUACUACCCAGCCGUACUCCAUAGUUGCCGCUGACUCCAUCCCCUUAGCCUUCUGCAUCUGCUAGAGAGCUUGGGAAAAGAAGGGGGCAUCUCAUAUCACACUGGGAGUGGGCUUUAAUCUUGCAUGCACAGUAUGCUUCUGUUCAGUGUAAUUUAAAAGAAACACCCCUUCCUGACUGUAGUGUGUGUGUGUUGUCACGGGGGAGGAGGGAGUGUCUCUUAACUCUCCCCACAAGCACUGCACAGUGCGAAGGCCCCCUUCUUCCCUCUCAAGGUGAGAGGCAGGAGAGGGUUUCUCAGGUUACACUGAGUAGGGGCCCUUGACCCGCAAGCUGCAGCGCAGGUGGAUUUAUGGACGCCUACUGAUCGGAAAGUCUAGUCACAAGAAAAAUCGCACAGCGAGAACAUAAGGGAGUUUAUUUAACAAGUUCUGUCAUGUUUAAUGAUAGUCUUGCUUGCUAUGGAGGUGAAACAUAAAGCUUACUGGAUAGUGAAACCUUGCAGAGUGAGAUUAAACUUUGCUUCUUCUUACACUUUAGCUGUUUCAGACCCAGCAUUUUUAAUGCUGGAAUCUUCCAUUUUGUACACAUUUGCUUCGUAUACUUGUAAUCGUCAACUCAUUUUUAUCUCUUUCCGCUUGAAACCCCCCCCCCCCCCAUUAAAGCUUUCUCUCAGGCUGGGGGAACCCUUUUCAGCCUAAGGGUCACAUUUCCUCAUGGGCUCACCUGCUAGCUGUGGGCAGGAUCAGAGACAAAGAAAAGUGAGCGGAGCAAUAGGUGUGACUCUUACAGUAACCUGUAUUUUUAGCUACAACCCCCCACCCCAAGGUUUUUGCAUAAACACUCCGCAUGCAUUGUUUUUGUUCAUUAUUUUGUUAUGUAUAUUUUAUACUGUAAACUGCCCUGUAAACCUGAGAUGACGGGCGGCAUAGAAUUUUAAUAAAUAUUAAUAAUAAAUUUUUUUUUGAUCCUCCAGUCAAGGAAGAGGCAGAAUCACAGUUCAAGGACACAUUUCAGUUGGCAGAAGCACUUGAGGAGAGUGCAGAACAGGGUUGUUAAGAAGCAGGGUCCUGGGAUAGGGGGCAUGGACUGGGAAGAGUUUUGAAAGCCAAGUAGAGAAGCUGCAAUGUGGUUCUCCCCACCCAGGCCUGAUGUUCCCAAUUGCUACUUAAACUGCAGCUUUUAUAUUUUUAUUAACUGUUGUUAAAGUUCCAGAAACGGAAAGAUUUAUGCAAGUACCAAAUGAAGUUUGUCUCGGUUUUGGAUAGCAAACUUUGUGCCCUUAAACAUGGUGAGAUUCCAAAUAAAUGCCUGUCUCCUCUAGAUAAUAAUGUUAAAAUCAUAACAAAUGAUUCACAAAAUAGAGAGCAAGUUCUCCAGAACUCUUUAUCAGGCUAGUUCUUAAGCAAAGCAGAAGGGGAGGGGGUGUGAAAUGAAACAAAACAAUACAAAAAAGUAGGGAGAUGUUGUAGCCAUGAAGUCUGUGUUUAGACUCUCUUCCAAAAUGGAGAUUGCAGAAUAAAUUGCUGUCUGCUAGGUGCUGCAAAUAUCGGGUUACGUCUAGGGUUCUGUGAUAAAGAAGCAAUGGGUGAUCCCCGUUUCUGAAAACAUAAAUCCUGUCAGUUAUCCAGAACUGUAUUGUGUCUUAAGCAACACGCGCAAGUUCUUGCUUAGGAACAGAGUUAAAUAUGUUCCAAAUAGAGGAAGAUCCAUAGCUCAGUGGCAGUGCACGUUUUUUAUUUUCCAUCAAGGCCAUCAAGGCAGCUGACAAGAUAACUCAGUAAAAGAAUAGAGCUGAAACUAAAUAAGACCACAGCGGCGGGGGGGGGGGGAUCAGGAGUGGUUAUAUACAACAUUUGUCCCAAUAUCCCACCCAAAACAGCUUUUUACUUUUCUAAAGUUUAGUUACAGUAUAUUAUCAAGCAGUCAUUGUAUUUGAAAACAAACUGCAAAAUAUAUAAUAACUAAAUCUUUGAAUAGAGCAAAUUAAACAAACCAAAGGAGUAUGGUCUAUUGGAAAAUUGUACUUAAAGCCGUAAAAUAGGCACAUAUUACAAAUUCAAUAAUAAUAAAUAACCAAAUCAGUUGCCCUACCAUGUCAAGGGAAAUUCAUCACAAUACUAAGCUUACAUUUGUUCAUAAGCAGGCUGAGUCUCAGAUGAGUCAGAGCAAAGCCUCUGAUGUUAAUCUGAGAUCCGGGGUAAACUCUUAAGGUAGGUGUCCUAAAGAUACGUCAGCUCAAUGCAGAAAAUCAGCACCCAGAGACAUUUUCUGAAUGUUUCAAUAUUUUACAAUAUUUACAAUACAAUUUACAAUACAAUACAAUUACAAUUACAAUUUACAAUAUUUAUAAACCACUUCACAUAUAGAAGCAAUGUACAAUAAAAUAAAUGAGAUUUGAAAAUUAUAUAGUCCCUGAAAACAAUAACACAGUUUCUACAAUUGUGCAAUUAAUAUUUCAAUAAAUGUCUGGGCUGCAGUUCCAGGAAAUUACAGAUAUCAAAGUUGUUAUAUGCUGUCCACGAUGAGCCCCAGUUUAUACUGUGACCACUGUUUUGAAUCCAUUGUACUUCAUGAAAAUUCUGCAAAUGGCAGCUCCACAUAAAAGUGUGUUACUGUACCCUAAUCUGGAUGAUACUAAGACACGAAUGGCAGUGGCCAGGUCUGUUUUAUUCAGAAAAAGCUAUGGCUAUUGUGCCCGUCUGGGCAGAGCAUUCCAGCCCCUACCCCACCCCGCAGUUCUGGGCUGUGGGGUGUUUGGAUCGAGUAGAGGUGCCCCUCCUUUACUUAGCACCCAGGGACGGUGUCAGAUUCAGGAGCAACCACAAACUACGUACCUGGUUUUAAAGAGACUGUGCCAUUCCUAGGCUCUGGUUUAAAGCAAAGCUGCACUCUGAGCAAAUCUGUUGAAAUAAUGGACUAAAAUUAAUUGUGACUAAUUUAAGUCUGUUUAUUUCAGUGGGAUUAUUCUGAGUGUAACUUGGGGAGCUGCUGCUCGCUGGGGUACAUAACCCCAGUCUAGGUGGGCUAAUGAUCUGAUUCCGCAUAAUCGGUGUAAAUCUCUGGAAGGCUCUUUUUUUUCUUUUCUUUUUUUAGGAACUUGUGAUUCACAGUAGGAACAUGAAUAAUAAUAGUUCCUGUGGGUUGAGUGGGUGGGGAACAGAAGGGGAGAAUUUGUUAAAUUGGAGAUUAUUCUGUCGAAAAUUACCAUUGUUACAUGAUGACUUUCGUAAAGCAAUGGCUGAAUUGUUAUCAGUGUUCUUGUUUGGAUAAAAAUAGCUUCUUAGGUUUGUGAAAAUAUUUACAAAAUAGUUUAGUUAUGGGUGGCAAACCAGUGUUGCUCAUUAUCAGCACUGUUCUUUAAUACUUCUGCAACCACAUUCUUUACAGCAUUAGGGACCUAUUCUUCGUGUCUGUGAAGUAAUUGCCUAGUUGUUUUUGUGCACGAUUCAAACAUCUUCGCUCAUGUCAGCACUGGGAGAAAGCAAUUUUUGUCUUAUCUAAUGUGUCUGAUGCGGUAAUUAGGGCUAUGUUGGCUGUUUCAUUACAGUCCAAUCCUGUGCAUGUUUACUCAGAAGUAAGUCCCAGUGAGGCUUACUUCUGGGAAAGUGUUUAGACUUGCCGUCUGAAAACUUAGUACUCAUGCUAAGUUUUGCUAUAUUAUGAUAACUAAUUAUACACUCAAUAUAUUUCCCAAGCCUAUUAUUUCUUGCCUGUUCUAGACAAGCUCUUGCUUACACAUAAACUGGUAUGCAGUUCAGUAUCUGUGGCCACGGGACACAAUAGUACUUAAUAGUAUGAAGGACAGGGCUAUUGGAACAAUUUUCAGUGCUCAUCCUACUUUAAAUUUACUACAAUUUGUUUCCAUGUCAGGAGGCUUGGGGGGUGGUCCAUGGAAAUACACGCCGCACAAAAGCAGCUGUCUUCAGCUUAACAUGGGGCUUCUGUGUACUAAAGUUUGUCCUGUGUUCUUGAAAAUUGUGGAAUCAGACAGUUAUUCAUUUAUGCUGCCCCCAUUGCUUGAUUUCAACUUUGGGUGCCACCAUUAUUGAGGAACACGCUCUUCUGUUUUUAUGUUCCCAUCUUCUAAAGGUCUCAUUAUGCUUCACCUGUAGAAUUUCAUUAUGUCUCUGGGACAUGAAACUAUGCAAGAGCCUCUCCCCUCUGGAAAAGCCUUGUAGAUGUUGAGCUGAACACGAUACAGCUGCCUUGAUGUGAUGCUUACAUGAGGAUUAUGUACCGGGAAGUCUUGUCCCAAGUGUUUAAAUUUCAGCUGGGGUUCUGUACAACAGAAAUAAAACACGUAAUAUUUUUUUAUUUGUGCCUACUUUAAUCAGAUUCCUUUUUGGCAGUUUAAGAGUACUACAAUUUGUUUGCCACAUCUUACUUUCACUUUUAGCCAUAUAAAAGCAAGUAGUUUCAGUUGCUCUUUUUUCCUCGUUCCUGUUCUUGUUGUGUUAGAGAUUUAGGCACUGGUAAAAGUUUAUGCUUUCAGUGUAGGUCUGGAAGAAGCAAGUAUCGUUUUGAUCUUGUGCUAGCAGUCAGAAAAUAAACAAGUGGCUGAUAUGUUGGCUAAACAAUGUAUUCCAAGGCUCAAAAGACAGGUAGAGUCAGUUAAUGUGCUUAACUGUUCUCCCAUUUCAUGAUGCACCCUUGCUAAACCAGAGUUGCAACAAAAAAAGACCAUGCAUAAUCUUGCAUUUCUAAUCGGUAGUAAUCUGUGAAUGUUUUUAUAUCCAAACAGAUACAUAUUGUGCCUAUAACUUCCUUUUCCUUUGAUCCCAUUCCACCUCACCUGGAGGAAUAAUAGGAUGCAUUGUAUGUAGGCAAAUAAGCUAAACAAGCCACUGACAUACUUGGAUGUAGAAAUAUCCAGGCUCAGAGCCAUGCGUAGUCAUUAAGGUUCCUUUCUGUUCUUGGUCAAGUCACUUAAAGUUCAGAUAUGCAGAAAAAUAGUGGUAAGGUGGGGAAAGACAGGCUUGAAUGUAUACAACUACGUUCAUGUGUCAGGGUGCAGAUCAGUCUAAACUCAUUAUCCCUAAUAAGGUAAAAGGUAAAGGACCCCUGGACAGUUAAGUCCAGUCAAAGGCGACUAAGGGGUGCUGUGCUCAUCUUGGUUUUCAGGCCGAGGGAGCUGUUGUUUGCCCACAGUCAGCUUUCUGGGUCAUGUGGCCAGCAUGACUAAACUGCUGCUGGUGCGCGGAGGACCGUGAUGAGUGCCAGAGCACACGGAAACACCGUUUACCUUCCCACCGCAGUGGUACCUAUUUAUCUUUUACCUUUACCUUUUUACCUUACCUAUUUAUCUACUUGCACUGGUAUGCUUUUGAACUGCUAUGUUAGCAGAACCUGUGACAGAGCAAUAGGAGCUCACCCUGUUUUGCAGAUUCGAACUGCCAACCUUCCAGUCAGCAAGCCCAGACCACAGUGCCACCCGCAUAUCCCUAAUACAGUAUACUAACUUUGCAAUGCAGAUUUUUUUAUGUUAUUAAUUUAGAAAGACUGCACUGUGGGUUUUGGUUUUUUUUAGUAGAUGCUUGUUUGAAUCAGUUCCAGGUCUGUGUUUGAAAUUCGUAGGAAUACUGGAAAAUCAAAAGAAGUGUUUGCAUGAAUAUUGAUGAUAGCAUCUUGAACUGUAUUAAAUAAUUGCUUCACAUUCCUACAUCUAGUAGAUAUUAUUCAAAAGGUAAAUGUGAGGCUUACAUUUUUAACAGCAUAUUCCUAAGGAAAUAAUAUAUUCUGCAUUUUAAAAUCUAAAUUGUAUGAAACAUUGAUAAUGUUUCUGUAGGAAUAAAUCAACCAUUGGCAAUGAGAUGCAUUAGCUGAUCUCUUAUUAGUCUAUUCUAUAAAUGUAUUUGUCCUCAUUAGUCUACAAAAUAACUUGAGUACCAUUGUUCAUGAGAGAGAGCUGUUUUCCUAUCCCAUUUCUGCCCCAAUUUAAAUUAAUUACAUACCACUUUUCUGCUGCAAUAUCCUUUUGACCUUAACCAUAUUCUUUUUAGUAAUGGCAUGGGAACACAAACACUUUUGGGUUUUUUAAAGCUUGUAUACUUUUCUUCUACCUCUAUUCCUUUAACGUGACUUCAUGAGAAGCAUUUGUAAUGCAUUGUAAUAGCAUCUAAGGUUAACAGCAAUACAGUGGUGCCCCGCAAGACGAAUGCCUCGCAAGACGAAAAACUCGCUAGACGAAAGAGUUUUCCGUUUUUUGAGUCGUUCCGCAAGACGAAUUUCCCUAUGGGCUUGCUUUGCAAGACGAAACAUCUUGCGAGUUCUUGCGAGUUUGUUUCCUUUUUCUUAAAGCCGCUAAGCCAUUAAUAGCCGCUAAGCCGUUAAUAGCCGCUAAGCCGCUACUAGCCAUGCUUCGCAAGACGAAAAAACCGCAAGACAAAGAGACUCGCAGAACGGAUUAAUUUCGUCUUGGGAGGCACCACUGUACAUGUUUUCUUGCCCUUUGACAUUUUUAAAUGGAUGCUGUCAGUCUGUCCAGGCCCAAAGGCUCUAGAACUUUAAAAUACUUUAAUGAGCAAUAAUAAGCAAAGGUAGUCAUGUUGGUCCUUAAGAGUUGGCCCCAGAUUGUUGGCCCAAGGCCUGUAAAAGAUUUAGCCAUCAUUGUCUUAAACAAAAUGCAGAGGUUACUGGCAUGGGCACAGAGCAGAAGUAAAGAGAAACUUGGCAGUCUUUAAUUUAGCAAAAUCAGGGAUUACCUUUGGAUGGUGUUCUAGGUACUAAUUUUAAUUUUCAUAUUAAAAUAAUUUUAAUAUGAACUUUGGAUGGUUGUCAAGUGCACCACCCAAAAUUAAUCCCUUACUUUGGUAAAUGAAAGACUCUCAUGUUUCUCUUUAUUUCUGUUGUCUGUGUAGCUCAGGAACUAGUGUGUUUCAUUUAAGUGUGAGAUAUCACAAUGUACUUAAAGUGAGUAGUUAAAAUAUAAUUUGCCCUAACAGCAGCCCAGUAAUCAGCAUCAUUUGUAUGGUGUGCAUCCUCGGUGUGUAACCUGAUACCUGUAACCUGGUAACAGGAAGGGACUCAGCCUGCAGUCUCCAUCAUGAAGUCAACCUGACCUCAUGGCUACAACAUCAACCUAAUUUUUGUACUUUAAAAAAUUAUCCUCAUCUCCCUUGCCCCCGGUUUUGCUGUUGUGUCUUGCUUGAUUAAGAGUUCUAGAGAACUCUAAAGCUUGCCACUCUUGUGGACACUUUGGCUAGUCUCAAUAAUUGCAUUGUAAUGAUUCUUCAACACCAACGUCCUUGGACUGGUCAUGUUGUUUGGAUGCCUGAUUAUCAUCUUCCAAAACAAGUACUCUUAUUCCCAACUUAAGAAAGGAAAACGAAAUACUGGAGGACAACAAAAGAGGUUUAAAGACACUCUCCAGGCAAAUCUUUAAAAAAUGCAAUAUAAGCACCGAUAAUAGGAAACACUGGCCUGCAAGUGCUCCAGUUGGAGAACAGCCUCUACAAAAGGCAUUGUGGAUUUUGAAGAAGCACGAAUUCAGGACGAAAGGGAGAAACAAGCUAAGAGGAAGGCACAUUUGGCAAAUUCUCACCGUGAUCAACUCCCACCCAGAAACCUACGUCCCCACUGUGGAAGGGUGUGUGGAUCCAGAAUUGGCCUCCACAGUCAUUUAAGGACACACCGCUAAUACUGUGUUCAUGGAAGACAAUCUUACUCAGCCAGAGAGAGAGAGAAGAGAUUGCCCAACUAGAUUUUGGAGCUUAAUGAUCGAAGCAUCCUCAAAAGUCAGAUAGAAUUAAGUUCAAUUUAAAAUGCCAAAAAGCCUUUGAUCCACAAAACAAUUUGUUUUAUGCCAGUACUGGUGACUAGUAACCUAUUCUGAGAAUAUCCCCCACAGUAGGAGUUCCAUUCAUAAAAAUGGCUGCACUUGCAGUAGGACGAAGUAAAUCAAGAAGUCUCCUCUGGUUUGGCAGUAUUUGCUCCAAGUAAAGGAGACAUUACCAGUUUAAUCUGAGUUGUGGGACUGUUAGCUCAUCUACCACUUAUGACAAUUACAAUUUUUAAGAUCUGUUUUAAUGUUGCUGUUUUUUCUUGCUCUCACUCUGUUGUUUUUAGUAUUUUUUAAAUAUCCUUGAUUGUUUUAAUUGUAAGACACCCUGCACAUUGUGAAACUGAAUGACAGGAUAUACAGUGGUACCUUGGGUUAAGUACUUAAUUUGUUCCAGAGGUCCGUUCUUAACCUGAAACUGUUCUUAACCUGAAGCAGCACUUUAGCUAAUGGGGCCUCCUGCUGCUGCCGCACCGCCGGAGCACGAUUUCUGUUCUUAACCUGAAGCACUAUUUCUGGGUUAGCGGAGUCUGGAACCUGAAGCGUAUGUAACCCGAGGUACCACUGUAAUAUGCUUUCAUUAAAUAACUGGACAGUGGGAGAUUCAGCCAAUGCAUCUAGUGUUUGGGUAUUAGAUGUAUAUUUAAAUGAUACUGAGGCUGUCUUGUUUUUAACACUCGAUUGGAAGCCACCCAGAGUGGCUGGGGAAACUCAGCCACAUGGGCGGGGUAUAAAUAAAUUACUAUUACUAUUAUUAUUAAUCUUCGGGGGGUGGGAUGUAUGAAACUGCCUCUUACUGAGUCAGACCACUGGUCCAUCUAGCCCAGGAGUCAGCAACCUUUUUCAUCCGUAGGCCAGUCCACCGUCCCUCAGACCAUGUGGUGGGCCGGACUAUAUUUUUAGGGUGGAAAUGAAUGAAUUCCUAUGCCCCACAAAUAACCCAGAGAUGUAGUUGAAAAAAAGGACACAUUCUACUCAUGUAAAAACACGCUGAUUCCCGUGUUGUCCGUGGGCUGGAUUGAGAAGGCGUUUGGGCCGCAUCUGGCCCCCGGGCCUUAGGUUGCCUAUCCCUGAUCUAGCCUGAAUCUCUGACUGGUGAAGACUCUCCAGAGUACCAGACGGGAGUCUUUCCCAGUUCUGCUGCCUUAGAUCAUUUUAGCUGCUGUGCCCUGGGACAUUUUGCAUUUGAGGCACUUACUCCAUCACUGAACAGUGUGCCCUCUUUCUCCUUGCUUUUGUUCAAAAAUAUAAAUUCUGAAUGCAAAAUUCCAAAGCUUACAUUAAAGGAAUUUAAGUAGAAUCGAGAAGAAAACAAGAUGGAAGAUAACCUGAGAAAUCAGAUUAAUCAAAACAUGGACUUCAAAGAUGAUUGAGAAUUUCAUUCUUACAUUGGUGGUGUAUACUGCUUGUAUGUUAAGAUUCAUAGGCAGUUUAUGGCAGGGGGCAGGGGUACCCAGCAUGGUGCCCUCCAGAUGUUGAACUGCAGCUCUUGUCAACCCUGAUUGUUUGUCACUGAUUAUUUGACAGAGCCCCGGAUGCUGCAUUUGACUGGGGAAUUGUGAUCAGUGAUUGUGAUCACUUGUUUGUAAGAGUGGCCUCCCAUUCAGCAAGAAAACCACAUGGGUUUGGCGUCUAGCUUGAUCCUGAGUGCCAUGUUACAGUAUGUGCUGGGCUUUCAGUUUAUCUUAAGUUAAACAUACAUCCUGGGACAUAUUAAACAUCAGGAAGAAAAAUCUCACAUUUUCCAAACUUCAUUGUUUCUGCUUUCUCAUUCCCAUGACUACCUUUAUGAUUUUUCAAUACUUUUUCUUGUAUACUUUAUCUGUCUUGGUCAAAACAGUAUCCAUUAAUUAAUGAGACCUGCUCUAAACUAUGGAAGUGGGGCUUUGGCUUUGCCAGGUGCUCUUGAGAGUAAACUAAAUCCAGUGUUUCCUCUGAAUCUUGUGGGUGGGUAGAAAUCUGGGAUCAUCCACUCAGCUCCAAAUAUGAAGGGAGUCUGGGGCUCAUCAUACUUGCCAGAGACCAUUUGACUUCUUCCUAUGGUGAGUGUGGCUUGCAAAAUUGUGGACCUUGGUUACUGCUUGUGGUUAGUUCAGAGAAAGUUAAAUUUUGAGCCCUGGAUUUCGACAAUAUGCUAAGUCAGUUCCUGGCUUAUCUCAGUAAAGCAAGGGAGCAAACUAACCAGGGAGGAGCAAAACAGCCACAAUCUCCUUCCCAGGAGCCUGCAGGUUCUCACUAAACCAUCAUUUGGCUUAUCGUAAUGUGUGAACCAGAACUCUUGUUCUCUGGCUCCUGGUACAAAAGUGCUGCCUAGUCACUGACAUUCUGAAGCUGUGAGGAUUUCUAGCAGCAGAAAGAGAAAAGAGUUAAGAUUGCAGUUAUUUCUAGGAAGAUAAAUAUUUGGGGGUCAGGAGAAGAGACAUGGGAUUUGGGAUAUUUUGAAACCGGGUGUGGGUUACAGAGAUCAUGUAUAAAACUCAUGAAUGGAACACAUCUUCAUUAUUCUGCUGUAGACACUUUCUUUUUGCCUAUAUAUUUCUUGAACAUUCUGUUCAUUUGAAGUUAACUAAGGCUGCUUUUCUGAUAUUUUGCGGAAUUCCAUGUCACACUCUUCCAUUCGUUCUGCCUGCGCAAGCAUUAUAGCUUGCUAGAUGCAGCAAUGCCCCUUUCCCCUGUGCAAUGUUAUGGUCAUGUCCCAACCCUUCCAGAGUCAAUUUUGGAGGGAAGGGGGGGGAGCCCCAUUGUGCAUGCAGAAGUCCUUGCACAGGGCUUCUGUUGACAGAGUUGGUUAGCUGAAUCCCAUCCUUUGCUUUGUUUAACUUUGUGUUAGGAUGGCAGUUCAUAACCCCCUUUUUUUUUAAAGCACCAGGUCUUUUUAUCAGGUCAUGUUUAGUGCUAAUAAUACUGGUAAAUUUGUACAUCCUAAGAAGUAAUUUUAUACUGUUGCAGUAGGAAAACACACUCUCUCCUUUCCAGAUGCUACUGUCUUCUUUUCUCAUCAUUCCACUUAAUAUCUAUUUUCCAGAUUUUUCCAAAGGCCAAGUGCAAGAUUUGUCGUAGAGCAAGAAUUGGAAGCUAAUCACCUGAUUCCUAGUUGGUGCUUUAAUAGCCAGACUGUUCCUGUCAUUCACACUAGAAGGUAAAUAUUAUACCACAGCAGAAACCUUAUUUUUGAAUCCAGAUGUUCCUUGUAUCUUUAUAGAUAAUUACCAUUUUUUUUAAAUUCAGAGAUGAGGUUUAUAGUGCCACCUGGAGGUUUAACAAGCAAAUCUUCCAUAGAAAUAUUAAGUGCAAUUCUGUGAUGAAUUCUAAAUUUGCCUUUAACUAAUACCAUACUGGCCUAGGGCUUGCCAAGCAGAAGGUUGGCGGUUCGAAUCCCCGCAAUGAGGUGAGUUCCUGUUGCUCGGUCCCUGCUCCUGCCAACCUAGCAGUUUGAAAACACGUCAAAGUACAAGUAGAUAAAUACAUACUGCUCUGGCGGGAAGGUAAACAGCGUUUCUGUGCUCUGGUUCGCCAGAAAGUGGCUUAGUCAUGCUGGCCACAUGACCCAGAAGCUGUACGCCAGCUCCCUCGGCCAGUAAAGCGAUAUGAGUGCCGCAACCCCAGAGUUGUCCGCGACUGGACCUAACAGUCAGGGGUCCCUUUACCUUUACUUUGCACAGUACUACAAAUAGGACUGUGUAGAUGCAUAUGGAAUACGUGCCCACACUCUCAUCCCUCGACUAAAGUUUAUAUAACUUUUCACCUGUUUUGAAAGAGAAAGAAAAUGUUUUGUUGCUCAGUUUUCAUUUUACAACUGCAGAGAGGACAGUGAUAUUUAAUUCAGAAUAGUGCGUACUCCUGACAAGAUUGUGCCCAUAGGGUGGUUGGGAGAAAGUAGAACUAGCAAUUGGUCUUCAGCUGAUGGCAGUAAGUAAUAAGUGCCUUUGCGGAGGCUGCGUAUUGCACCAAAGCUGAGUGGUCAGACAUCCUCCAGAACCUUGGACAAUUCUUAGAGACCAAACAACUUGUUCUGAUGGGUUCCUAGUUCCAGACAAGCACUUACAUACUCGGUCUGUUAUGUUCACUAUGUAUCCUACGGUCAAUCUCCUUCCUGAGGGGUGGAAAGCUUUAAAAGGGCAGUCUCUAAUAAUUUCAUUCUAUGUGUUUUAGGAAACAGGCAUUGCAGCGAGUUACACUCUUGGUAGCAAGAGCUCCGGGGUACCAGGGGUUACUUUCUCCACCAGGCCAAGCUCAGGGGGUGGUGUUGAGGCCUAGGGACAUCACCCCUGCAACUUCUGUCAUUGGUGCUUCAGACAUAGCUGGCCCCUCUCGUCAGUACCUGGGUUGCUGCUUGUAGUUGGGUUCAUGAAAGACCACAGAGCGGUUCCUUGAGCUCCUCUGCCUGUCCCCUGUUCUGCUGGCAAUCUGCUCUGUGACUUCUGAAUUAAGCCUAGGGGGUUCCCCUCUCCCUUCAAUAAUUUACGUUAUGUUUAUCCAUCAAAUAAUUUAUUAGCUGUGCAGUAGAUAAAUACUGAUUUUAAAACGUGUUUGACUUUUUCACCACACAAUUUCAGCUCGUGUUUUAUUCUCAUCUAUUCUAGUUUAAUGUAAAAUGGAAUUACCAGUAGUUUUCUGUUCACUGUCAACUCUGCUGAGUUGGCUCUUCCAUUUGUCCACUAGAGGUCAGUCCUCUUCUGAUACUAAAUCCACCAUUAAACAGUUCUGCAACCAGCAUCCAAAUGCAGAGGAAGAUAGCUGCAUAAUCAUACGCCAGAACAGAAGAGUACAUAGAUUUUGCCACUAAGACUCCUGAGCAGGAAUUAUAAUAUUCGGAUUAAAAACCUUUCCUGCAAAUUAUAUAUAUAUAUAUUCUGAUAAAAUGUUUAUUCAUAUAAAAUGUUGCUUGAUAAUCCAUCCUGUUUAACAUUUCAUCACCUGAAAUGUGAUCAUUCGUCUGAAAUCAGUGCUUAUUGUUUUCAUUCUGAUGAAGAAGAUUAUAGUUCAUGAAAGAUUUGUGGAGCUGGCAUAGAAUAAUCUUGGGGCUGCCAGUCCCAAAAAUUUGAAAAUCAUAAGAUAGCCUUUAGAAGAGGUUUUUUUAAUCCGACUCAGAUUUUUGUUACUUUAUGUAUUUUAGUUUUGAACCUUCCUUGUAUAGAUUAAUUGCUUUUUCUACACCCCGAUCGUUUCAUUAAAUCUGGGCACUUUUCAUGAUUUUGGAAUUUUUCAGUGUACAGCUAGAAAUUUGAUAGUUUUAAAAAUAACUUGUCUGAUAUUCUUUGGCUACAACUGCUGUAAACAAAGCUUUCUCUUUUAUAAUCUACCCACAAAGGUUUGAGAACUAGUAUAGAAUAUAACUACACAUAGCUCCAGAGAUGUUAGGUGCAAUAUUUAUUUCAAAACAUAGGUAUAAUGGUAUGGGGUUGCUUGUGCGUAAGUUGCCGCCUCUCCUGGCUAUGUUGCCUUGUUAAACCUUUCUGUCUGGACAGCCCUUCAAUUCGUGGCUGCCUCAGUCGCUAGCAGAAUCCGUCAGUGGGCGUUUCUUAAACCUUUUCCAACAUAAAAGUUGUUUGACACCCAGUCUCCUCCUACUUUCUCUGCACGGAAGUCUUCUGCGCAGGGAGGGCGUGGGUAGUGGAGGACCAGUGCUCUCCCCGCUGGUGUCCGGUGAAGAGUCUGGGAGCCCUCUCUCCGAUUCCCCCAUCUGCCCCUCCUUAUUCCUGGUGUUGCACUGAAUUGCUUCCCCAUCUGCUGAGCUGCCUCUCUCCCUGCUGGGCCCUUCUCCAGCAUCAUUAGAGAGCCUCCCCUCCACCUCUAGCUCCGAUGUCAGUUCCCUGACAAUAGCAGACACAAAUUAUACCUUUAAGUGUACCAGCACACCUUGUUCUAGGAGUGUAUGGGGUUCUUUUUUUGCAGAAUGCACAACCCAGAGUUUUUCUGCUUGGCCAUUAUAGUUUAUCAUGUUAAAGUUAAGAGUGUUUGUACAAAUAACCAAACUAAAAAACUUUGGACUUUGUGCCCGUUGUUCUGGGAAUAAGACAAAAUGUUUCGCAGUAUUUCUUGACAUCUUGAAAAACUGAGUGAUCCCCACCAAGAAAAAAGAAGGGCGAGCUUUCGAAAGCUUAUUAACGUAAUUACCUUUGACUCGUAUGUAUAAUAAGUAUCAUUCCUUGUUACAGAAAGGUCAGGUGCAAUUGCAUCGGAUGGCUUGCUUUCUAGCCUGUAUGUCCAUUGCGGAACUACAGAAUGCUUGGUGCCGAUUCAUACUACCUGUCCACAGAGUGGGGGUUAUAUGUAAAAGAUUUGAGAAUUUUAAAAAUCCAACCUAAAAGAGAAUUGGACAAAUUCAUGUAGAUUAAGGCUGCCAAUGGCUCCUAGCCAGGAUGGGUAUGUUAUACCAACAGUAUAUGCCUCUGAGUACCAGUGGCUGGGAAUCACAACUGAAGAGGGUACAGUUGGACUCAGGUUCUGCUUGUGGCUUUAUGGGCAUCUAGUUGGCCACUUUGAGAACAGGAUGCUGGAUAGUAUGGGCCUUUGGUCUGAUCCAGCAGUGCUCUUCUUAUGUUCUUAUGCUCUUACCCUUCAAGUGCAGAGAACCAGCUUUUUCUCAGGGCAGGCAUUUCCCCAGUAUUCUUCCUUUGACUAGUACUUCCCUUAGGGGAUCUCAAUGGAAUAAACAAGAUAGACUUAUAACAAGUUUGUCAAGUUCCACAAUUUACAGGCGUUUCUGAAAGCAACACAUGGGAGUUUAAUUUGUGUUGCUGACCUUUCAGCAUUGUGACACAUCAGUUUUCUCUAAUAAUUAUUUGAUGAGACAUGAGUCUCAUUUAAGUUUAAAAUGGCAAAAUGUUAUAUGGAGCCUAACAGGGUUGGGGCUUGAACCUUUUGAUUCAGGGUGGUAUAGCCUAGCUCAGGGGUCAGCAACCUUUUUCAGCCGUGGGCCAGUCCACCAUCCCUCAGAUCAUGUGGGGGGCCGGACUAUAUUUUUUGGGGGGAGGGAAGUGAACAAAUUUCUAUGCUCCACAAAUAACCCAGAGAUGCAUUUUAAAUAAAAGCACACAUUCUACUCAUGUAAAAACACGCUGAUUCCCAGACCGUCUGCAGGCCGGAUUGAGAAGUCGAUUGGGCUGCAUUUGGCCCCUGGGCCUUAGGUUGCCUACCCCUGGCCUAGCUGCUCAUUGGACACAGUUUUCUAGAAGUUUUUACAUAAGGGAGAGAGGCUGGUGGUCAACUGGCCAAAUGUCCAGGGAAUGACAAGAUUAUACUCCGCAGAGAAUUUUCCUGGAGUGCCUGUCUUUGUCCUGCUGCCUGAGCUCCUUAAUCCUAGUCUCUCUGCAUGCCAUUUUUGGUAUUCCCAAAUUCAGUUUUUACCAGCUCAUAUAAAAUCUGCCUGUUAACGCAGCUUUGCAACUAAUAAUAGAAGGAGCAGCCAGUCUCCUAUUAUCUGAUAAAGCCCCUCGGCUUCCCUCUGUAGUGAUAGCAACACUUAGAAGGGAGCCAGACCAGAGAAAACUACAUAUACAAUCUGCCAUGGUCUGGUGAAGUAUUAUAGUUCUGUUGCUAAAGGGCAUUUGUUCAUUGCAACCAGUGGGACAAGCAGCAAACUUUAAAAAUCCUGGGAUUUUGCAAAAUGUAUUUUUGAUGAGGAGAUGACAUCCCGUGACGCGUGACACAUUUUCUUCUAUUAACCAACAUUGUGUAAAAUAAAAAUUUUGAAACCUGAACUUUCCACCUACACUAAAUCAUGGAUUGUGGAUGACAAGACUAGUGAGUAUGAACAGGAAAUGGUUGUGAAAGCACUGUGCAAAUAGCAAUGAACGAAACUGGUAACAUGUAAAAAAAAGUUUCAUGUAAAGAUUGUCAGAGGGACCUUCAAAAGAGGACAUUACCAGAACGGCUUUCACAGAUACUUAGAAAGGAGUAGAAAUUUUACUAUUUCUAUGAGAAGGCAAAUGUACACAUCAAACCCGCUCCUUAAAUAGAGUUUUUGGAAAGUAACUAACUAAACUCAGAAUCUCCUUACCUUUUACCUUUACCUUAAUGUCUUGGAACACCUUAAGAAUGAAAACUGCCAAUCUUAUAUGGUAAUAACAACAACUGCUAAAGCAGACUGAACUAGAUUCCAUUCCUUUCUGUUAUUGUCAGCAGAACUGUUUACCCGAUCCAGGAGUUUAGUAAUAGCACUGCACAGGUGUCUGCAUUCAUAACUGAAAGACCACAAAAUGCCACUGAAGGAAUUAGUUUGCCUGCAGAACAUUUAUGGGGAAAGAAUGAGAGAACAAGAGUUUAGUCUAGACUAGAAAGCUUGUGUGGCUUGCCUCCCCCCCCCCCUUUAAAAAAGCACUCUUAAACUUACCCUGCAUGCCAGUUUGUGAAUAAGCUGUCUUUAAUUGUGCAGGGGAAAUGAUCUUUUCCCAUUCUUACUUUAUACAGUAUCUGGAAAAGGUUGCUUCACUGUGAAUUGGAGACCUAGACUAGUUCGUGAUCAGUUAUUGGAGUACCGUAUGUCUUGUCCUUCUGGUUAAAGGGAAAUACAGUGGUACCUCGGUUUUCAAACAUAAUCCAUUCCGGAAGACCAUUCAACUUCUGAAAAGCAUUCGAAAACCGAAGCAGUUACUUCCGAGUUUUUGGCAUUCGAAAACUUUCGACUUUUGAGACAUUCGAAAACCGACAUACCACUGUAGUUAAAAGUUGAUUUCAAUGAAAAGGGGGUGAGGUGCAGAGAGAGAGAGAGAGAGAUCAUGGGCAUGGCAAGAUGGUUAGUAUUUCAUAUUCAGUAAGCUUUUCAUUAAAAAAAACUCAGGCAGGAGUGAAAUAAGGGAAGACAGGGAUAAUACAUCUAGCAGAAUUUUUUGCCUCUUGAAACAUGAUUUUUAUAGACUUCAGGCUGCCUUUUUCCUCUUGGGGUCCAGCAACUCUGCUAAGUCCCACUCAGUGUAGAGUCAUUGAAAUAAAUGAACGUAAGUUAGUUGUGAUUAUUAACUUCAGUGGGUCUACUCUGAGUAGGUCUAACAUCAAAUACUGCCCUAUAUAAUCUCCUUGCUGUAGACUAUUUUAGUAUUUCUGAGGAAAAGGCUGAGGUGUGUGUGUGUGUUGCAUCCUCCUUUUUUAUUCUGGAAAGAUUAUUUAUUAAUAUUUAUGAUGUUUAAAGUGACAUACAUUUUCUAGGCACUGUGGGCCUCCAAUUUCAUGACACCAGGAUGAAUGUUUCCUAUGGCAGUCUUCUGAAAACUAAUUGUCUGAUUUGGAAUUGAGAAGCCAUUUCGCUCUGGUCAUUGUGGUUUAGCUCACAAAGAGUUUUUGCUUUCUGCAUGUGUUUUAUGCCACAUAUUUUCUGUCUUAGAGAUACUUUUUCUGUAGUGUAUCUUGGCCCCAUCUGUUUUCUGUUUCUGGCAAAUAAAUUAUGGGAGAUGUUGCCUAGUUUGUUAGAGACAUUUGCAUAUAGAGCACUUAGGCUCCAUACCAGAGUUUGGUCCAGAUAGCCUUUUGAAGCUCAGAGCUUCACUGGAAAUUGUUUCAAGAAACAUACAAAUGCUUCAGGGAUCUAUGAUAAUGGAUUGUGUAAUGGAUUCAGGGAUCCAUGGAAUGGGAAGCUAAACUGUUAUGGUGGCAGUUGCCCUUUGGGAACACAAAUGAGUUUUGGGAUUGUCUAGGACAAAAUGGGCACGGGCACAAUAUUGGUAUUCUUAAUUGUAGGGUCCAGUUACAUUUUAAUUUGGCUUGAGCUCUGGUUAGUCAUAGAUCACGAGCUCAGUCUUCUAUGAGCAAUGAAGUAUGUAGUCCUUGCAAACAAUAGACUGCAACUUUCUAAGGAUAAACAAAUUAGUCAUUAGUAAGACUCUGUAGCUGGCAAUUAAACAUGGAGAAUAUACAGUAACUAGCAUAAUAAGCUUAUUAGUGAAAGGUUUUGUUAAAGUAGAGCUAUUAAGUUCUUUUUUAAAUAUUGCGUGUAUCCUUGGGGUGCAUGAAUUUAGGUACAAUAAGUGGAUAGGCAGAUGGUUUGAAAUGCCAGCAUUUAGUUAAGAAAAUAGCAAACAACUACUAUUAGACAGUACGGUGACAGCCACUGUGUUAGUCACACUCAGAGGCUAUUUAAAUAAAUGGACAAGUUUACUCUUGAGUAUGACUCACAUUGGCUGGCACCCUGUUCGCCCUGUAUUUAAUAUACAAGAACUUUGUUUUUGAAAAAUCAUUUAGAAUUAUGAGAAUAUCGCUGAGCAUUGUAGCCUUAAACUUAGAUGUAUUCUUUAUAAAGUAGUUACCAGACUAGGAUUUCACUAUCAGUGGGAAUAUGUUGAAUAUCUUCUCCAGGUCCAUUGUUUCUGCUGCACAUUUGUUAGUUGUCUUUGGCAUACUAAAAAAACAAAAAACAAACCCAGUGUUCAGUUGUUGCCAUCUUGUAUUCAGGGGCGUCUAUGUGACAUACAUAAAUUAAACAGUUUUUCAACAAUGCCACGCCUCCUCCACCCCAGUAGCCAAAGGUAUUGGUGCCAUGAGAGUGCUGGAACUUCUGUGCUUCAGGUCUCCAAGCCCCAUAAAGAGCUACAUUUCCUUGGGGCGAAGCUCUACACUAGUUCUCCUCGAAGGAGGGGAUUUGGGUUUAUGAGGAGAGAUGGGAGUGUGAUAGUCUGCCGAGGACAUCUUUUUGCCACACCUUGGUUUGGGGGAACUGUUGGUCUGAAAAGAAGUGUGCAGCCCACAUUGGAUGGGAUUGCAAAUGCCGGUUCACAUGUCACAGUUGAGAGGUGUUGCACUUCUUACCACAUCCACCUUUUUGUGACUUCUUAUUGCUAGAUUGGCGGUUUUAAAUUUGUUUUGUUUUUUUUUAUGUAAUUGCUUUUUAUGAUUUAUUUUGUAAGCUGCUUUGAAUUUUUUUCUUAGGAAAACUGGGGUACACACUUCAAAAAUAAAUGGUUUGGCAGCUGGCCAAUGAAGAACAUCAGAACUGAGCCAAUAUAUGUCUGGAAUUUGAUGUUAAAGUGGAAAAAAGUUAUAUUUUAAUCUACCAGUAAAGAUAGUUAGCCAUACUUUAUGGUUUCCUUCAGUCCUCUGCAUUCCACUCUUAGUGACAGCUGUUCAGUAGUCCAAAUUCAUUUGUAAAAGAAUGUGAGCUGAGCCUGGCUAUGGGGCUAUUAACUUUUGCUCAAAGGUCGAUUUGGAGCCAGGAAAGAGAAACUUGGAAGUAGUGCAGGGAGUAUUAAUGAAGCAGGAAAGGGUCACGGAAGUUUACAACAAAUGAAUGCAGGCAUUAAACAAAGAUAUUCAUAACCUCCAAAGGUUCUAUUCAAACCUUUUAAUUGUUUCAUAACAGAAUGAAUGUGGCCCAUUUAUUGAAUAAUACUUAAAAGUGGAAGAGAGAUUUUUGUUUGAAAUUGAGAGGUAGCUUGCAGAUUACAAGCCCUGUAAACAAGACGCAUCAGCCAGUUUAUAAGGGCUUCUUCACACUUCAUGCAACAGUCAUGACUUGUCGCAACUACAAUGGUGUUCUCUCGGUGUUUCUUUAGUAAACACAUGAAGGCUAGAUGCACAUCCCUAAAAGGUAAAGGAUGCACAACAGGGAGCAUCAGUUGACUAUAUCUUCAAGAAACGUGGAAUUUUGUUUGAGCCCUCACCCCCCCCAAUUGUUUGUUACAUAAAGUGUUGAACAGCAUUUAAUUCUUCUGAAUUGAGUGUAGCAAGUGUGGGUGUGUAUACACACAUGUAACAUAUGCACACAAGUACAGUCGUACCUUGGAAGCCGAACGCCUUGGCACUCGGAACGUUUUGGCUGCCGAACGCCGCAAACCCAGAAGUGAGUUCCAGUUUGCAAACGUUCUUUUGGAACCCGAACGUCCAAUUUUGGAACCCUGCAGCCAAUCAGAAGCCGCGUCUUGGUUUCCGAACAUUUUGGAAGUCGAAUGGACUUCCAGAACGGAUUCCAUUCAACUUCCAAGUUACAACUGUAAUGUAUCUCCUCACAAUCUCCACUUAGGAGUCCUUCCUGUAGCGUUUUUGUGUGUGUGUGCAUGUUCUUCAAAAAGGAUCAUUUCUUGUGAUUCCAAAUGACUGGACAACAUUCACAAAGGGAUUGUGAAUCAGGUGGGGCUUACAGCUAGUUGCAGCCAUUUUCCUGUUGAGAUGACCAGAGAAGCAUCUUCAUGCUUUUAGUACAAGAGAGAAUUUAAUGCAGCCUCCAGAGAGGUGCCUACCACAAGGUUUGCAAGUGACACUGUGGGAUUGGUUUCAUUUGAUGCAGCCUGAUGUCAUAGACAAAGUGUUUGCAUCUGUGCACCUAGCCAUAUGCUCCCUCAACUAUUGCCCCUCUUGGCUUAAUGUGGUGGCACCUGCCAUCUUUUUACAGUCUUUUUGGCACCUACUGAAGACCUUUCAACAUGCUCUUAAAAUGGAGGUUGUCAUCCCAGUUUUUACCUGCAUUAGAUUAUAUAUGUAAACAAUGUGUGUGUGUCAUUCAGUCACUUUGUGAUGCUUCAUGGGAAGCAAUUCAUAAAUAAACGCAGCUUUAUAUGGAACAGUACUGCGGUUUUUUUGUUUAACUGCACCUGCCAAGGUUCCUCAUCUGCAUGAGUUCGGGAACCCUGUCUUCCUUUGCAGCUGGAUACUCUCUUUUCUGAACUUCCCUUUCUUUAGGUGUUUCAUUUAGUGAACAGAUGGGGAGGAAGGAUGGCUUGUGAAUUAUAAGACAGAAGGGGAAAGUGGGAGUUCAUAGACUUAUUCUUGACUUCAGAGGUUUCCUGUGGAAUAAAAUGAGUCACUAAAUCUCUUCUUUAACUGGGUGGUUCCUGUCUGCUUGCCAGAAACUUGGUCAAGGGUUAAUUCAGGGAUACUCACUGGGCGCUGUGACAACUUUUGACUGGUGGGGCCACCUCCUUCCUGGCUGAGGGUUGUGUUAAGACCCCUGCUUUGAAAGAAUCAGCACCAGGUUCAUACAAGUUUUUAAGUCUUACACUGAAUCCACAGAUCAUUGGCUUCUUCUAAGCUUUUUGCUUUCAGACAGAAUCAAGUGAUCUUUAAAUGAGUGAGAGCUUUAAGUUUUUACGGUGGUGGUGAAGUGAAUAGACACUGAAAGAUGGUGUUUAAACGCUGAACACUAAAUUGCUUUGUUCUGUUCUUGCAGUCUGAAAUAUUGGUCUGUAAGAAGGAGGAGUAAGUAUUAAUAGCAUGAACAGUAACAUUUUGAAGAGUACACGAUCCUAUUUUUUGGAGAAAGAAUCACUUCUGCUCUGUCAGUCUGUGGUUUCGUCACUUCAGUAUUGCCUCAGUGAGUAAGCCUAGAAUGACCAAAUCAUGCUGAGUAAUGCAAGACCAGAAAUGGAGCGUGUGAAUUGCCUUAUAUGGAAAGGCUUAUGCUGCAAUCAUAAAGCAAUGUCAUCCAGAGGUUUUGAUUUUAUUUAUUUUUCGUUGGGGCUUGGCUGAUAAUCUUUCCAUUAAAGUUUAAACACAGGGGUCAUAAUCCAGCCAGAGUUAAGCACUUUCAGAUCUGCUGAGUUCAACGAAGGUGGCAUAUACUGAACCUAAAAAUAUUCAACUCAGGCUAGAUCAGGAAUCUGGACCAAGGUUCAUUCUGAGUGUUCAGAGAGCAGCUCACCUUUGAAAAAACCCAGAGAAGACAUAUGUUUUUGAGCAUAGUGCGCUGUUGGAGUUUCCCUGUUUUUGUGAAAUCUGCCACAGGAUUGUUUCUCACAGUUAUAGAAUAUUGUUGCUAUGCACAUUUUGAGACACUGUUAAUCCUCAAUGGAAAAGUUAGUGAGGAUGCAUUGGAUAGUGAGCGUCACAGCUGAUUUACCUUCCUGUAGCACCAUCCUGCUCUCUGAAAUAAUUAUGGCUGGGAAAGAGAACGCAGCACCAAAUCUGAACUGGGAGCAGAACCCCAUUCUCAUGCCUUGUGCCAUUGAGCCACUUACAGCAGAGAUACUGGAUCUCGUUUUUCCAUUGUUACCAAGUUAUCACUGCAAGUUGGCUUCAAAUCAGACCAAAGUGAAAGCUUGCAAUUAAUGGUAACUAUCUGUAGUCUUGUAUAUUUGUCUUUCGUUAGAACCCAGUUUCUAGUUAUUUGAUUUUAGAAAAGUUGUAUGAGCUAAACGUUUGUAAUUGUAGUGAAAAGCAAGGCUGCCCACAAAGCGACACAGGCACAAUCUCCUGCAUGCUUUGUCAUUGUGAGUUAAUUGCAUUUCACUCAGCAGGUAGCUUGUACAUUCAUGGUCUAAGAGAGUCAGUAAAAUAAGCUAGGCUGACCUUUAAUUACCUCAUUUGGAGCUUACCUUUUAAAUUUUGAAAUUUAAACCUACUGUGAGUGUUUUAAACAUUUGCACUGUGGCUUUGGGCAAAUUUCACAUAGUUUGUAAACAAAAGCAGAACAGUAUUCUAAAAUUAGUGCAUAUGAGAAAGAGAAAAAUACACCAAAUGCACAUCCCUGUGUAUGUGUCUUGCUGAACACAGUGCAGUUUAGUAUGUAAUAUUUGUUAGCUGUUCUGACAAGUAAAUAAAGAAAAAUAUGGAAUGGAAACUUGAAUUCUUCAUGUAUAGAAAAUCUUUCUCUAAAGGUUUCUUAAUUGAUAGAGUACAGUCAUACCUUGAGUUGAAUGCGCUUCGGAUUGAGCACGUUCAAGUUGCGCUCCGCGGCAACCCGGGGAUAAUGGAGCGCGUUACUUCUGGGUUUCGACUGCUCGCGCAUGCACAGAUGCUCAAAAUGACGCCAUGCGCGGAAGUGGCAAAACGCGACUCGUGCACGCGCAGACACGCCGCCGCAUCUUGCGUUCCGUUCGGGAUGCGAAUGGGGCUCCGGAACGGAUCCCGUUCGCAUCCCGAGGUACCACUGUAUAUGAAAAGAAAAAGAAAAGGCUUUAAUGUGUGAGCGAGUUUGAAAUGAUCUGGAAUUGCUUUGAAUUUCUGGGAAGAGCAAGUAAUUUUGUGGUGUUUUAGUGUUUAGAGUUUCACAAUCCAGGCUUCCAGCACUUGUUUUUUUGCUCUUUGAUUAUUAUUUUUAAGAGAAGAAGAGGAGGAACAAUUAUAAUGAGCAAUAGUUUAUGAUGCAUAUGACUAUUCAGCUCUUAUGCUAUAAAAUCAUAAUAUCAGCCUCUAGUUUGUCAUUUCCACAAAGCUUGUCUGGUCAGUUUUCCUCCAGUUGGACUGUAUAGUGAAAUUAGCAAAACACUUCCAAUGGGCACAGUGAAGUUAACUAAUGUUGGGUACAAAAACAUACCAUUAAACCAGUGCUUUUUUCUGGGGGUACGCAUACCCAUAAACAUUUUGUUAAUCUCUGUACUUUUGUCCAUCUACUGUAUUUAUUUUUCCCGGUUUGAACUAUAACAUGAUGAUUUUCUUGAGCCAAAAUGAGAGUACCCCUAAACGUGUUUUUUUAGGGGGGGAAGCACUGUGUUAAACUAUAAUUAAAAUAUCUGCUACUGGAUGUUUAAAAUGCACUAUUUGGCAGUUAUAGCUUUCUGGGCAAGUUGACUGACUAGAAUUUAUUACUGUAUAUCAUAAUUUCAAUUGGUGGGUAGGUAGCAGAUAGUAUGGGUUGUUAGAUUGAAUUCCUGUUCUUGAGUUCUGACUAAUGUAAUUACAUUGCAAUUGGCUCAAAGCCAAAUAUUUAUCUGAAAGUACACUUGCAUUUCUUCCUGCUGAAAACUGAUCUAAUUUCCACAGUAAUUGAGUCAUAUCUUUUGCUCUCAUGCUUCUUUCCCCUUCCUUUGAAAGGUGAAGUCAUAUGUACUUUGAGUAUCUACUCUAUAAAAUCUCCUAGGAAGUAUAUCAUUUAUAAAUAGUAGAAGAAGAAGGCUGUAGCUGAAGAGUUGGUUGGAUUAAUCCUCCACUCACUCCUUUUGUUUUCUUGGGGUUCAUGAGUCAUACCUCUUGCAAUGGCAAUAGAAGCCACAGGUACAGAAUUCUGUGAUUAGAAUAUAAACUCUAUACGUAGCAACUUGUGCCCUAUGGCCCAGAUAGCCAAGCCUGCUUCCUUCCUUCCUGCCAGUAGGGCUACAGCUAGUCUUACUUUCUCCUUGACUCUUCUCCCGCCCCACCCUUCAGCUCCCAUUUCCCACACCAUAGAAUUAUACAGUUGGAAGAGACCCCAAGGAUCAUCUAAUCCAAUCCCCUGCAAUGCAGGAAUACAGUGGUACCUUGGGUUACAUAGGCUUCAGGUUACACACUCCGCUAACCCAGAAAUAGUACCUCGGGUUAAGAACUUUGCUUCAGAAUGAGAACAGAAAUCAUGCUCCGACGGCGUGGCAGCAGCAGGAGGCCCCAUUAGCUAAAGUGGUACCUCAGGUUAAGAACAGUUUCAGGUUAAGAACGGACCUCCAGAACGAAUUAAGUUCUUAACCCGAGGUACCACUGUAUUCAGUUUGCCUAGGUAGGGUAAAAAGGUAAAGGACCCCUGGACGGUUAAGUCCAGUCAAAGGCAACUAUGGGGUUGUGGUGCUCAUCUCGCUUUCAGGCCGAGGGAACCAGCGUUUGUCCGCAGACAGCUUUCUGGGGCAUGUGGCCAGCAUGACUAAACUGCUUCUGGUGUGACGGAACACCAUGACGGAAACCAGAGCGCACCAAAACACUGUUUACCUUCCCCCCGCAGCAGUACCUAUUUAUCUACUUGCACUGGCGUGCUUUUGAACUGCUAAGUUGGCAGGAUCUGGGACAGAGUAACAGGAGCUCACCCUGUAAUGGGGAUUCAAACUGCCGACCUUCUGAUCAGCGACCCCUAGAGGCUCAGUGGUUUAGACCACAGCGCCACCCGUGUCCCCACCCGUGGCCUAUAUGGGGAUUGAACCCAUAUAACGGAAAAUAAAAUGGCUUCGGAAACUGAAUUGGAUCUUCAAAAACUGGCUUGAAAAAAUGUUCACAAAUAAGUCAGAACUGUUUUGUUUUGUUUAGGUUGUGGACUAGAUUGUUGGCAGCUAGUGUUUAAAAAUUCUUAGGAGAUAUAUUUUGUAAUAGUGAUAAUCCCGAAAAGUGUUUGUAUAAUUAAACUAUAAUGGAAGUAUCUGGCUUUGGAUGUUUAAAAUUUUUAGUUUGGUGUGCUUUUUAAAAUUCUGGCCACAUUGACUAGAGUUUAAUAUUUCGUAAAUUGAAGAGGUGUAAAGAGGUAGGGGUUUGUAUGGGUAUUAGACUAUUCUACCUUAAAUUGUUUAAUAUGUACCGUAUUUUUCGCUCCUAAAAAGUAAGGGGAAAUGUGUGUGUGUCUUAUGGAGCGAAUGCAGACAGGAAGCUCUGUCAGUGCUCCCUUUAAAGAGCCACACACACACUCCGCAUGCUCUUUAAAGGGAGUGCGGCUCUUGGGGGAGCCUUAGCCGUGCACAGCCUCUCCUGGGCAGGGGAUGAAGGCUCCCCUUGCCUGGGAGAGGCUGCGCGCAGCUAAAGAAGAAGCCAGGACAGCCAGCGCGCGGCUCUGUCCCUUCCCCCACCUCCCAGAAAAGCCCCCAAGAGCCGCGCUCCCUUUAAAGAGCGUGCGGCUCUUGUGGGAGGAAAGCCAGUACGCUUGCUUUCGCUGAAGCCCGGAGGGCAAGAGGGAUCGGUGCGCACCAAUCCCGCUUGCUCUCCUGGCUUCAGGGGUAGCCCCGCAAAGCCUCCUGAGUGAAGAUGGAGGAGCGCUCCCUCUUAGCUCAGGAUGCUUUGUGUUCCUUUCUUAUUUCUUGUUUUCCUCCCCUAAAAACUAGGUGCGUCCAAUCAUCCGGUGUGCCUAAUAGAGCAAAAAAUAUGGUAUUUGAAAAGCUAGAUACAAUACAGUGAAGCAAUGCCCUUUUAAGCCUUACUAGCUUUACAGUGCAAUCCUAUAUAGAUUCUUAUUCAUCCUGUUUUAAGUCCAGUGGAACUUGUUCCUACAUGAAUGUGCUUGGGAUUGCACUCUUAAAUUUUGUAAAAUUCCUUAGAAGCAGGACAUUGGAGACAUCUGUUUAAUUAAGAUUCCAACUAGAGAGUAUCGCAUGCAUUUCAGUUUCUUCCAUUGAAUUCAUUGGAAUGUUAAAGUGAUGAGCUUGGGAUGCAUUAUGCCCUGUGGUUUUAGAGUACUGGAGAAGUCGUGAAUGGGCACACAGCCAGAUUUUCUGCCCUGUGAAAGCAAUGUCUCCUUCUAAGUUGUUGUUGUUAUUGUUUUUAAUAGUGACAAGUCACUGUCUGGUAAUGUUCAUCCCCCUGACUCAACUGGCCAGAGAGUAGUAUAGUUAUACUGACUGUGUUACUGGUAGAAUUAUAAACUUACUGGUUCAGGGGCUGCCCUUGGGACAGUGGCAAGAGAACUUUGGCAGUGGGCAGUCGAAAUUCUGGUAAGGAGUCUUUUGAAGACCGUCCUGAUUACGCACACUGGGGCAGCCGGCAUUCAGACUUUUAUUUACUUAGUUUCACAACAGGAAAUGUGAUCUUGUUACAGGGGUUGUUUUUUUUGUCUGUGAACUGCAUGCACUCCUGAUUCUGUGGUACUCAAGCGUUUUACAUGCAUAGCUAGCAGAACCUCUAAAGCGAGUCAGUAAGAUUUUAACGUUUUAUCCUUUCCACACACAAAAAAUGUACAUGGUAUUAUGCAUUCUUCAGUGACUAAAGUUUUUGUUUUUGGAAAAACAAAACAAAACGGUUGCUCUGAGCAGCCUUAUCAUCCAUAUAUCUGGAAAUGAGCAAUUUCUGAUUAAUUGUCCGAAUUCCAGUGGUAAAAGCAGUUCAUUAGGUCAAAUGGUAGAGCUGCAGUACUUGGCAUAAUUUGACACCAUCCCUUCCUCCACUCCAUCACUCAUACCACUGCAAUAGCAUUAGCUCUGUAUGGGAUCCCAAUCAGCUCAGGGUCUCCUCUGCAGAACAGGACUACGGUUUUGCAAUAAAUGUAUUGUAUAGCCGUUUUCUAUGCCUCCAGUUUUAUAGUAAGUUUCAGCGGCAAGUGUACCCCUUAGAUCCCAAAUCUAACAAUGAUCUCAUUGUCCAAAUGCUGAGCUUUAUGUAGCCAAAAUGGCAGCAGCAUAUAUUGGUAGGUUUGAGAGAACUCCAUGUUUUGUGGAAUUACAAGCAAAUACUUUUUUUAAAAAAAAUUCCAACCCCCACUCCAAGCCAAAUGAGGAACAGCUUGAAAUGGUGAAAGUCUGUUUGGAGAGAGGCAAACUGGGCAGAGAGAAAAAAUGGAUUGGAAUGCUUUGGAAGACACCCCCCCCCCACAGAAUCUUGGGAAGUGUAGUUUGCUAAGAGUGCUGGGAACCAUAGCUAUUUGAGAGGUAAACUACAGUUCCCAGGGGAGAGGGGCUUUAAAUAUCUGGUAUGCAUACAGUCCUGGUUCCCCGUUUUGAGAGGGGUAGCCAUGUUAGGCUGCUCUAGCAAAAAGAACGAAUGAGUUUUGUGGCACCAUAAAAAAACUAAUCAUAGAAAGCAAACAAAAUAAAUGUGAUAGGCUUUAUGGUGCCACAAGGCUUUUUGUUCUAGUUCCCCACAUUUUUUAUGAAAUGAGUUUUUAUCAGAAGACCUUUAACCUAACAUGCCUAUCCUUUGCUGUUCAGGAUUAUGGAGGCAGCCAGUGACUCAGACAGAGCUGAAACUUCGGGUGUGGCGAGCUGCCAUCACAACUUGCGGCAUUGGUCUGGCAUGCAAGCUACGCAAAAGCUAUUGCACUGCACAAUUAGUGACCCUCGUGUAUGUCACCAUUAAGGCUGGGGUGUUUGCUUGCAGUAGUGAGCGCUCUUCUCUGGCUUUCUAAAGUGAACCAAGUUCAUCAGAUGAGAUUUCCUAACAAAAACAAAAAACAAAUUGAAAGUGGCCCUCCCUUCCCUUAUAAAUAACAGCAUGUCCUAUGCUGCAUUCCCUCUCACCUCCAACCCACAGAGAGAUUACUUUGCUAGGAAGGGGUAGGAACUGAAUUUGCUGCCAGGAAGCUUGGACGAUGACACAUUCGUGCAGUCUGGCACAAGCCGUUGCUGAGAUCUGAUACUCUAAUAGCCACCUACACUGCAGCUGAUCCCAUUAAUAAAUGUUCAUACUGCAGGACUUUGGAUUACAGUCCUCCCUCCCUUCUGGACACUAUUUCUCAUGGAUCAUACUGGCUGUGUACUUGUGUACAUGUUUUGUUAUGGAGCCCCUGCUCUUUUUCUAUAGGUGUCAUAUGCACAGAAUUGGCAUGUGUUCACAAGAAAAACUAGCUGUGCCAGUGUAGGUGGCUUUUAGAGUGCCAGUCUCAUAAUGAUCAAAAGGGGUAAAUGCAUCUAAUAAGUAAUAAAACAACAACUAAAAACAAGCAAGACAGAAAAAGGGGCUGGGUGAUAGUAAAGGUAAUGGGACCCCUGACCCUUAGGUCUAGUCACGGACCACUCUGGGGUUGCGGCACUUAUCUCGCUUUAUUGGCCGAGGGAGCUGGCGUACAGCUUCCGGGUCAUGUGGCCAGUAUGACUAAGCCACUUCUGGCGAACCAGAGCAGCACAUGGAAAUGCUGUUUUCCUUCCUGCUGGAGCGGUACCUAUUUAUCUACUUGCACUUUGGCGUGCUUUUGAACUGCUAGGUUGGCAGGAGCAGGGACCGAGCAACGGGAGCUCACCCCAUCACGGGGAUUUGAACUGCCGACCUUCCUAUCGGCAAGCCCUAGGCUCUGUGGUUUAACCCACAGCGCCACCCGUUUACUGCCUAAUUAAAAGUCAACAUGGUUUUUAGAGGGCCAAAACCUUAUUGCUGGAUUAGCUGAUCUUCUGCCGCUUGGACAAAACUUCAGUUUGUUAGCCCACAUAAAAUCCAUUACUAAUCUUGGAUGCCCAUUAAGAAUCUCCCCCUUGACUGAGUUGGACAUCUCAAUAAGGCUAUGACUUUUGAAGACAGCUCUGUAAUUCAGUAGGUUUACAACAUACAAAGUGUUAGUAUUACUGGGGGGGGGGGGGGAGCUGUAACAGAAUGCACUAUUGGGAAUAUAGUGAUGAAAAAAUAUUUUCAAAGCCUUAAGGGAUUUACACCUUACUGUAAACUGCAAAAGGGUGAAAGUACCAGCCUGAGCUCAGACUGAAUGUCUUUGUGCUGCAGUUUGGUUUUAGGAGUAGGGAUUUUUUGUCUUUGCCAGUCAGAGCCAGACUUGGUAUUGUUAUUGUUUUUCUGUGUUUUUUCUGUUUGCUUACACAAGAUGCAAGAAUCUUGUUUAUUACUUCAUAGAGUUUGGCUGUAACAGAGCAUCUACGCACGUAACUAUCAGUAAACAUUUUAGUAUUUGGCACCAUUUCAGAUAUAACCUUGAAAUCUGUUCAGGAAUUGCAUUUAGCCACUCAUAUGCCAUUGCAGAGGCUGUCAUGUGCUACUGUGGUCAGGCUUUGGCUAAACACGAUGAUCAAAGUCUUGACGAUUCAUUGGAAGGCAGCCAGUCGUAGGAUUGUUAAAACCCUGUGACUCAGUUGCUGCUUUGAACUCUUGUUCUCGGCUAUGCAGUCAAGUCUAAAAGUGAGGAACAAUACUGUUUGGAUUGGCUAAAGAAAAGGGAUUUGAUUUUUUUUUAAAAAAACACCAUAGUAUCUUUCUUCUGCUUUUGAAUCACUUAUAUUCUCACAUCACUGCAGAUUUCCAACACAGAGACACCUUCUGUAGAUGUAUUUAGAGCUUAGAAUUUAGAAAAAAAUACAUGGUAUUUUGAAAAAUGCCUUUGAAAUAUUUGAGUUCUGAAGAGGUCCUUUGCAGCAUGGGACCAGAUAAUAAUCUAGGGAUAGUAAUUAGUGGUGGAACCGCCAGGUGAUGUUGGAAAUACAACUCCCAUGACCAUUGGCCACCCUGUCUGGGGUUGACAAAAGUUAAAGAGUCCAGCAUCUAGAGGGCCACACAGCUUUCCCAUCCCUGGAAUAAACACUGAUGAGCAUUACUUUGAAUCAGUUUUAGCACUGUCAUUUUCUGAAGGAACACAGAUUUAAAUGGGGGGAAGUGGGUCUAUUAGAACUUGAAUAUUGAAAAGAUAAGUAGAAACAAAGUUGUGCAUUUGAGCAAAUGAUUAAGAUAAUAAAGUGCUGUUAGCGUGAUCUGCCACAUUCACCCCAAACCUUAAAAAGGAAAGGAAGUAAUAUUUCUGCUUUGGAUUGUGAAGGGGAGGAAAAGGUGAGGAAUUCAGUGUACAGUGGUACCUCAGGUUAAGAACUUAAUUUGUUCUGGAGGUCCAUUCUUAACCUGAAACUGUUCUUAACCUGAGGCACCACUUUAGGUAACGGGGCCUCCCACUGCCGCCGCGCUGCCAGCGCACAAUUUCUGUUCUCAUCCUGAAGUAAAGUUCUUAACCUGAGGUACUACUUCCAGGUUAGCGGAGUCUGUAACCUGAAGCAUCUGUAACCUGAAGCGUCUGUAACCCGAGGUACCACUGUAUAUAGAAAUGUACCUGGGACUUUAAUGCUACCAUUUGUUUGGAGAGCAAGUAGAGAUGCAGGAACUCACUCCACAUAGCACAUCCCCUGCUCCCUGAUGAGAGGUGAGGUGGGGGGGAGUGCUGGACUACGACUUUGGAGACGUGGGUUCAGAUCCCCACUCAGCCUUAACGCUCACUGGGUGACCUUGGGCCAGUCACAGUCUCUCAGCUUAACCUACCUCACAGGGUUGUUGUGACAGAGAAACUGGAGAAGGGGAGAAGUGUGUAUACCACUUUGAGCUCCUUGGAGAAAAGUCAUACCUUGGAAGUUGAAUGGAAUCCAUUCCAAAAGUCCGUUUGACUUCCAAAACCGAAGUGUAGCUGCAGGAAGCUCCUGCAGCCAAUCGGAAGCCGCAGAAGCCACGCUGGACGUUCAGCUUCCAAAAAUCGUUUGAAAACCGGAAUAUUCACUUCUGGUUUUCGAUCAUUCAGGAGCCAAAACGUACGAGUUCCAAGGCAUUCGGCAACCAAGGUAUGACUGUAAAUUAUUUUUAAAAAGAUGAAAUUGUUCUAUUCCUCUUAAUUGAUACUGGCACAAGCAGAUGUGGGCAGAUGAAAUCAUGGGGAUCCCAACCCUAAUUUCACAGGGGAGCAACUGAAGAAUAAAACGCUUUGUACAUUCAUGUCGUAGAACUAUUGCUAUUGAUGAUAAUGAUGACAUAUUGUCCCUUCUUAUUUUUUUAAGGUAGUGGAACAAGUAGAUCUUAAACAGAAGUCAAAUUCCCUUGGUAGUUUCCCUCUGUAACACGUUUGAAAAUGAAAAUGUCUGUGGUUAUGAACUGGAAUAGCUGUUAAACUGAAAAUUUAUGUCUAUAAACCCAACAUUCCCAAUAGUUUUUGCUGCUUUAUUUACUGUACUGUGAAAUCAUUUUUUCUUUCCAGCUUAGUAGCAACCACAGAUCAAAGACCAUUUGAACAGAUGGAUUUUCUGAACAACCAUCGCCAGUGUUAAUCAGAAACCAUUGUUGAUAUGUAGAAAAAUAACCAGUUGGCUUUUCUUUACAGUGCUUGA